This is a messenger RNA of Podarcis lilfordi (Lilford's wall lizard), 51679 nucleotides long. Lineage: Eukaryota; Metazoa; Chordata; Lepidosauria; Squamata; Lacertidae. The record is from the annotation of a GenBank genome assembly.
ACAGAUCCGGAGGCUGGAGUUUCUCCGGCUUUCCCGGCGGAGCCUCCCCGACGCGAUCGCUCCUUACGGGGCUCCCUCCGCUCGGCCGCCCGCCCGCUCCUUCGGGCGCCUCUGGGGUACUUUUUGGAGAGGUCGUGCGUCUUGGCGCACGUCGGAAGCGCCGCGGGCGCUUUCCGUUCCACCGAUCGGGAGCGGGGCUGGAUUUGCGCCGGCGCUGCUCUUCCCGGGCGCCGGAUUUGGGGAGGGUCUCUCGCACAGAGUGCCCGCCCCGCGCCCCACAACAAUUUGGAACAUUUUGGAACGCGCGACGUGGCUGCCCACCAGACGUUGCCCCGCUGCUAGACACGUGUGCCUGGGAUUUCAGACAGUUUCGCCUGCAGCUUUCCUCGCCUCGCCUCCUGCUAUGGAAAAAGGAGGGCGCGGGGCGACUUGGGGGGCUGGAUAGGGGCGGGGAGAGCUUUAGACGGGGGCGCGCUUCGGAAGACCGCCGGCGUCUCCAACCCUGCGCUGAGCAGCCCAGAAGCCAAGGCGAGGGGCUCUGAACCGCUCUCUCCUCCUUCUCCAUCGCUUCCUCGUAUUUUCAUCGCCCCCCUCCAAGAUGGCAGCUAUCCAAGCCCUCCAGCAAUGGUGCAAGCAACAGUGCCAAGGAUACCGGGAUGUCAGCAUCACCAACAUGACCACUUCUUUCCGGGACGGUUUGGCCUUCUGUGCUAUCCUUCAUCGCCACAGACCGGAUCUCAUGUGAGUUCUACAAAGAGAGAGAGUGCUGGGGAAGGGGUUGCCUUAGGGGUCUCACCCCCUUGCAAUUAAGGACUUGGUGUGUGUGUGCAAAGAACCCUUGCAAAGCACUGGGGGGGAUGAGGGCAGGAUGGCAAGUUUCUGGCAGGUAGAGCUUUCAGAGGGGGGUCUUCUGGAAUAGCUAAGUGGCACCUCCAUGGACAGAUGCAGUCUACCAGAGACUUAAGCCAGCAUGGUGCAGUGGUUAGAGUGUUGGACAAAGGCCUGGGAGUGACCAGGGUUCCCUUGGCCAUAAAUCAUAGAAUCAGAGAGUUGGAAGGGAUCCUGAGGGACAUCUAGUCUAACCCCCUGCAAUGCAGGAAUACUCAGCUGUCCUAUACAGGGAUCAAACCUGCAACCUUGGCAUUAUCAACACCACACUCUAACCGACUGAGCUAUAUUUUGGAACAGGCACUUACUCUCAACCUGGUCUGCUUCAUGGGGUUGUUGUGAGGAUUAAAUGAGGAGGCAGGGAGAACCAUGCAAAGGGGGGAUAUUUAAAGCAAAUAAUAAUAAUAAUAAUAAUAAUAAUAAUAUAGGUGGUGUCAGUGGACGCAACUUCUUCAUGUCUCCAAAAGGCAGGAUCAGCUGGGGUUUGUGGUCCAAAGUUGUUCCUUCGCAAGAUGAAAUGUCAAAGUGCUCUGAUCAGAAAAUACGAUGCGGGAAUAUCUCUCUUUAAGUAGUAGUAAUUGCUGAUGCUGGGGACCACAACUUCCAUCACCCCUUGGCCAUUUGCCAUGCUGGCUGGGGCUGAUGGGAGUUGGAGCCCAACAACUUAUGGAGGGCAGCAGUUUGCAGGAGGCUGCUUUGGGCAAUAGAGUUUCACAUUCAUUAACCUGUAAACAUCCAGGUCGAUCCAAUAAACUUCCUUAUCAAUCUGCCUUUGCUCUGAAAUCAUGUUCCAAUGUCCACCUCUGUUUGUGCCUUCCCUUUUCAAGCAAAGUGGGUGGCGCUUAGUGAGAGAAGCUUUCUUCCUCUGUUAUGGGAUGCCGUCCCCUGAGGCUCACCUGGCAGCAUCACAGCUUUCUUUUAGGCGCCAAGUAAAAAAACCCCACACCUUUUUGUUUGCUCAGCCUUUUGAAAAGUUCUUUUGCACUUUUAAAGUGUACUUGCCUGCUCCUUCCCCCUCAGUUUCGUCUUGUGUGCUUAAAAACAGACAAACAAACAAACAAACCUGUAUCCUGCCCUGGAGUCAAUCCGGAUGAAAGGAGGUUUUAAAAACAUGCUCAUUAAUUUUGUCCUGACGAUCUGUACAACAACCCUGCAAGGUAGUGCUGGCUGAAGCCUGCAGGGUGGCUUGCCAAUUCAGGACAGAGGUGAGAUCUGAACAAGUUUUUUCACCUAAAAGCAAAAGUGAUAAUACAGAGAUGCCUUGGCUAGUCACUGCUGAUAGCUUUUACCUCCGUGGAUUUCUGCAAUCUUCUUUAAAAGCCAACCAAGUUAGUGGCCAUUAUCACAUUUUGCAAUAGGGAACCUCACAAUUUAACUAUGCGCUAUGUGGAUAAAUUAUUUUUGUCUGUCCUGAACCUUCCAAUGUUCAGUUUCUCUGGAUAUCCUCUAAUAUUCUGAGAGAGGGAGCAAAACUUUUAUCUAUCCACUUUCUUCAUGCCAUGCCUAAUUUUUAUAAACUUGUAUCUUAUCCCCUCUAACUUGCCUUUUCCCUAAACCAAAAACUCCCAAAUGCUGGUGCCUUUCCUUGUAAGGUUGUUGAUCCAUCCCCUCCAUUAUCUGCAUUGCCCUUUCUUGAACUUUCUCCAACUCUUCCAUCUCCUUUUUGGGGUGAGGUGACCAGAACCCUACACGGAAUUCCAAAUGCAGUUGCACCUGAGAUUUGCAUCACGGUGUCAUGAUACCAGCAUUUUUCUUUUCAGCUCUUUUCCCUAAUGAUCCCUAGUGUGGAAUAUCAAUAAUUUUGGUUGCCCUUUUCUGAGCCUCUUGAGUAUCCUGGAUGUCUCAGUCGGUAGAGCAUGAGGCCUUUAAUCUCCGGGUCAUGGGUUCAAGCCACAUGCUGGGCAAAAUAUUCUUGCAUUUCAAGGGGUUGGACUAGAUGACCCUCAUGGCCCCUUCUAGCUGAUUGUCCAAUCAGCUGAUUGGCAGUCACAGCAAGCCUGGUGAGAUCAGCUGCAAUAGGGAGUGCCUGAGUGGGGGCUUCACAACACAGCUUGCCCCUCCCAUUUCAGCAAGUUCACCCCCCCUGUUUUGCCCUAGAUUCACACCAGGGCUGCAUGCAUUCCCCCAAAGCUAAGAAGUUCACCGUUUGUCUCCCGAAGCUUCAAAAUUAAUUCAAAUUGGCAGUUGCCACCCACAAAAAGCAGGAUGGAAUUCCAAAUAAUAAAUAACAAAAUUCAGCCCCUUCUCUUCCAAGUAAAUCCAUUGCAGGAGCAAAAGGAUUAAGAAGCAAAGAAAAGAAACUGCCUUCUCUUGGGAGUUAAGAAGACUAAGAGGUUUUCCACAGGCCUCUCGGGGGUCCACUAUAUCACCCUCCACUCCCACAGAUGAGGGCCAGACAAAGGAAUUGCUCACAACCAAACUUCGCCCACCGGAUGACGCCAUCCCUGUUGAAACCCCAAACGCACAUGAUGAAUGAACUCAGAGGUUAUGCAUGCCUGUCUGAGCCACUGUGGCAUAAUGUGCCCGUGUCCCACUUCCUUCCAUAUGACUGACUCUGAUGGAGGAACUGGUGGGAAAUAGGAGACAGCUGAGCAGUUGAGCUGUAUCGCUGCUUCUCCCCAGCCCUCUCCUCUGCCUUCAGCACCAACAGGUCAAAGAAUCGUAGAAAUGUUGAGUUGGAAGUGUAAUAAACAAAAAUCUGCCCUUAUUCCCUUAUGGGGAACGCAAGAGCCCUUAUAGAGUCCUUUGUAGGUUCUCCAUCGGUCGGAGAAAAGAACAGAGGCCAACCAGAGAAUAUUGAGAAGCAAAGCAGCUCGUAAGCCUGAUCUUUAUUGAUCUGUUGCAACAGGGUGCUCCCCUCACACGCAGGAGGACAGAGGAGGAACCCAGAACAAAGGUGUGCCCGCCCUUAUAUAGACAAUUUAAAUUGCCUUCCCUGGAGCUCAAGACCACCCCUCCAUACAUCAUACAUGCAUCACAGAAGGGGUGUAACCCAAGACUCCCUCCCACAAACAUCAUACCUACAUCACAUAAAAGGCGGUCUACAACAGAAAUUUGAAUGGUGUUGUUUUUCCUAUCUGCCAGGUUAUCUGAUAAUGUCUUAUCUGAUUGCCUUUCCUGGUAGUCUGGCCAUUCCUUUGAGAUGGUGAUUUGCCAAUUCCUGAGACAAUGGGAAGGUUCUCUGAUCCCCUCUCUCCUUGCAGAGAAAACAUUUGGUCAGUUUGGGAGUCAAAAUGGUUUCAGGACUGUCUUCCUGUGCUGAUCUAUGUACGUGCUUGUUUGGUACAUUUAUGAACAUUUAUUAUAUAUAUAAGACCUUAAAAUUUUUAUUUCAGAAGGGACCCCCAAAUGUCAUCUAGUCUAACCCCCUGCAAUGCACGAAUCUCAGCUAAAGCAUCCAGGACAGAUGGCCACCCAACCUCUGCUUAAAAACCUCCGAGGAAGGAGAGUUCAAAACCUCCCGAGGGAGGUUCUGCAGUCAGACAUCUCUCGCUGUUAAAUCCGCAGAUGGAUUCAAUAAGUUUUGCUCUGUUCUUAAGAGCCCAUCUGAUUCUGGACCUUUGCUAUGGAGCCUUCCUGGAAAAAAGCCAGGAUUCUUGUCCCAUAUCCUUUCUCUUGAUUGCAUCUGUGUUUAAACAGUGUUUGUUUCUCAGCAAACAGACACUAAACUUACCCCUUGGAAUGUGGAGACUAAAGCAAAUAGUUUAGAUGGAAAGCCUGCCUGCCUGUUAUUGUUUUGACUUGCUUUGCUAACAGGUCUGACACAUGUUUGGCUGUUUAUACAUAGUCCACAUCCUUCUCAGGAAAAGCAGGCGGCGGGGGGGGGGGGUAGAGGAGAGAAGUGAAACAGAAUCUGCUCGCCCAAUGGCUAUCCUCUGCCUCCAUAUUUUUACAAUUUGUUAAUCACUUUCUAAACCACUGUCCCAAGGUGAUUUGCACAUAAGAUAAUUAAAAACUGUUAAAAAAACCCCCAAGAUUAAAAUUCCAGUGAAGCAUACUGGGAAAGACCCCCUUUAUCUAUCUGGGGAAACCUGUCGGAUCAAAAAUGUCUUCAGCUGUUUCUGGAAAGUGCCUGUUGAAUCUUGACAGGGAUACUCUAGCCAAGUAAGAUUGUCUUCCAUGAGCGCAGUCUUAACAGUGAGUCUGUAAUUGACUGUGGAGGCCAGUUCUGGAUCCACAUGUCCUUCCACAGUGGGGACAUAGGUUUCCGGACGGGAGUUGAUCACAGUGAGGGUUUGCCAAGCGUGUCUUCCUCUUAGCACAUUUCUCCAUUGCGUCCUGAGUUCCAGCAUCUUCAAAGCCCAUGACACCUUUGGUAAAGGCCGUUCUCCAAUUGGAGCGCUCGCAGGCCAGUGUUUCCCAGUUGUCUGUGUUUAUACUACAUUUUUUUAGAUUUGCAUUGAGAGAGUCUUUAACCCUCUUUUGUUGACCACCAGCAUUACGCUUUCCAUUUUUAAGUUCGGAAUAGAGUAGUUGCUUUGGAAGACGAUCAUCAGGCAUCCGCACAACAUGACCAGUCCAAUAAAGUUGAUGUUGAAGCAUCAUCGCUUCGACACUGGAGAUCUUUGCUUCUUCCAGUACACUGGCAUUAGUUUGCCUGUCUUCCCCAGUGAUGUGUAAACUUUUUCGGAGACACCAUUGAUGGAAUCUUUUGAGGAGUUGGAGAUGGCAUUUAUAAGUGGUCCCUGUUUCACAAGCAUGGGACCUGAGCACCCCGUGUGGCUUCUCGCCUGUUCAAUACGACCAGCAGAAGCUGAGUCAAUUCUGCCCACUGGCCUGAUUUGCAUAAUGGAUAUAGGGGGCAAGACUUUUUUUGUGGGGAGGAGACGUUUAGGUGAAGUUGAGCAGGAUUUUGAUGCACACAUAUCUCUGUUGUUAAUAGGGAGUGGGCUUUUGUGGGGCGGCUUCUCUGACCCUCUCUAUGCUGUUUCUUAAGUUGCGGUAAAAGAUCAUUUGCCAGCUUGCUGCUCCCCCAAAAAGCAUCUUUUGUGCUGUUACCUCCCAAAAGCCCCAACAAGCACGGGGGGGGGGGGGAUUUGUGGUCCAGAGCACCAGGAGGGCACCAGGUUGAUGAAGGCACCAGGUUGCUUUGUACACAAGCAUUUUGGUUUCCCUGUGAAUGUCCCAGUCCUCAUACACUCUGCACUUCAAUCGGGAGAAAGCUGUACUUGCAGAGAAGAAGAAGAAGAGUUUGGAUUUGAUAUCCCACCUUUCACUCCCUUUAAGGAGUCUCAAAGCGGCUGACAUUCUCCUUUCCCUUCCUCCCCCACAACAAACACUCUGUGAGGUGAGUGGGGCUGAGAGACUUCAGAGAAGUGUGACUGGCCCAAGGUCACCCAGUAGCUGCAUGUGGAGGAGUGGAGACGCGAACCCGGUUCCCCAGAUUACAAGUCCACCACUCUUAACCACUACACCACACUGGCUCUCAGGUGAUGCUCAGGUGAUGCUGAAUUUCGGCAUGAAUGUCGGCCCUUGUAGAAAGAUAACUCCCCAGGCAGGAGAAGUGAUCAACACUUUCCAACGUUACACCAUUGUGUUGGAUUUGUGACACUGUGGAGGGGUUGUUUUGUGCUUGUUGGUGCAGCACUUUGGUUUUUUGGAUGUUGAGCAAUAGGCCAAGAUUUCCAUAAGCUUCUGCGAAGAUAUUUAGGAUGGUUUGGAGGUCAUCCUCUGAGUGUGCACACACUACGUUGUCAUCAGCAUACUAAAGCUCUAUGACGGAGGUUAUGGUAACCUUAUUCUUUGCUUUCAGCCUAUUCAGCUUAAAGAGCUUUCCAUCUGUUCAAUAUAUUAUUUCUACUCCGGUGGGGAGUUUCCAUUUGACAAAGGGUAGGAUCAUGGCGAUGAAAAUAAUAAAUAGAGUUGGGGUGAUAACACAGCCCUUUUUAACACCUGAUGCCACUGUGAAUGGUUCACUGAGAGCCAUUGUUAUCUGUGAUUGCUGCUGUCAUAUUAUCAUGGACGAGCUGAAGCCAUUGCCUCCAAUGUUUGACAUGCACACACCGCAAAUCUACCUUAAGAGCUGAGUGCUGGGAGCAAUUCACAUACUUUUUCCUGAUAAUCUUUACAGCGACCCUGCGAAGUAGACCAGUAUGAUUAUUCCCAUGUAGCGAGGGAGCUACAAUUCCCAGAUUUCCUUGGGAAGAGGGAUUGGUUGUUGAACCACUCUGGGAACUGCUACUUCUUCUUUCUUCUUUGGCUAUCACUCGUAGCCAAUUAAGAUUGUCUGCAGCUGUAUGAGGGCAAUAGAGGGGGUCUCCCAGCGACUCUCAGCACCCUAUAAAACCGCAGCUCCCAGGAUUCUUUGAGGAGCUGAACUGGAAGCUGACCUGAAGCCGAUUCGUGAGCGGAGGAAGGAAAAAUCUCUUGUGCUGAGGAUCCAGAAGUAAAAGUGAGUCUUCACUGAAACCGUAGAGAAGGCAGAGUACUUUCCUGCCUCUGUCCUGAGUCAGCGGCACACGAGCCAGGAGAGGCGGCUGAGCUCCUGUUUAUCUCCAUAUCUUCAUAACCUUCAUUGGGGGUUUUUAAUAAGAGGUUGGGUGGCCAUCUGUCCUAUAAGAUCGAGUUGAGAUUCCUGCAUUGCCGGGGGUUGGACUAGAUGACCUUUGGGUUCCCUCCCCAGUUCUAUGAUUCCAUGAAACCACAGCUGUUUAAAGUGGCAUCACGGCCCUUUAUUUAUAGUGCCAAGUGGCCUUUGUCUCUUCAUUAUUUACCCUCCUUUUCCCCUUCGCAUGUAUCUCUUCCUGCUUCCUGCCAGCUCCUCCCACCUCCCUCAGGCAUUUCCUUGAACUUCUCUCCCUCCUGUUCUCUUCCUGGCCAGGGAAUCAACUUUCCUUUCAAACUGUGGCAGCGGGAAUCCUUUUUCCACUGCCCCGGUGGUGUUGUUCUGAGAGUACGGAAUUCCCCUCCCUUCUCCCUGCUUUCCCUUCAUUUCCACUCCAGUUUCAUUACUAAUUGCCUCUGUCAAUCUAGCCAGUUCAGUAUACUCUAACAGUUUGUCUUGCCAUUCCUUUUUUGUUGGCGCAAAUUCUUUUUUCCAGUUUUUAGCAAUUAGGAUCCUUGCCGCUCCUGUUGCAUAGAGGAAUAUUUUCUGAUCUUCUCUUGCUAUACCUGUGUCUGUUAUCCCUGGUAGAAAAGCUUCUGUAUUUUUCAUAAAGUUAUACUUAAACAUUUUUUUAAGCUUGUCAUAUACAGUGGUUCCUCGGGUUAAGUACUUAAUUCGUUCUGGAGGUCCGUACUUAACCUGAAACUGUUCUUAACCUGAAGCACCACUUUAGCUAAUGGGGCCUCCCGCUGCUGCCGCACUGCCGGAGCACGAAUUCUGUUCUCAUCCUGAAGCAAAGUUCUUAACCUGAAGCACUAUUUCUGGGUUAGCGGAGUCUGUAACCUGAAGCAUAUGUAACCUGAAGCGUAUGUAACCCGAGGUACCACUGUACUAUAUUCCAGAAGCUUUUGAUUUUUUUCACAGGUCCACCAAACAUGUAUAAGUGUCCCCUCUGUUUUACCACACCUCCGGCACAGAUUUGUUUUUGUCUUAUACAUGUUAGCUAUUUUGGUAGGUGUUAAGGACCAGCUGUAUAACAUCUUGAAUAGAUUUCCACUCCAGUUUCAUUACUGCACCAGGCAGGUUUGUUUGACCUCCUGCGCCUUUAAUAGUUGUGUAGAAUUUGGAGGGGGGAAUUUUAUUAUGUGCCGCUUCUCCCCUUUCCUACAGCGAGACAAGUUGCGCUUGCAAAAAUUUCCUUUUUUAAGCAGCUGUGAAAUGAUAGAGGAGACCGCAUGCCCUCGAGGAAAUCGCUUGGCUUCUACUGAGUGGGGCUUUUUGCACGACAGGCAGAAAUCAACAGGUCAAGACUUUCCCAGGAUGUUGAUAUGGUGAUGCUGGAAACUUGCCACAGGCAUGUGGGGGUCAGAGACUCAGGGUCAGCCUCAUACCCCUUGUCCUUCCUUGCCCUGGGCUGAGAUGCAAGUAUGGGCAGGAUCCUUUGGGGGAGCGGAGGACAACUGAGCAACUGUUUCCAGCUUCUCUUCAUCUGCGUUGUGUGCAUGUACAGGAAAGGAUAAACUCACAUUCCAGCAAAGGGCAGUUCAGAAAACUGGAGAGCAACAGUAGCAAUGUGCAAACGUCAAGUAAGAUGGACUAGUGAAUUCAGUUUGUGCUCUAUGUGGGGCGACCUUUGAAGGUGACCUGGAAGCUACAACUCAUCCAGAAUGCGGCAGCUAGACUGGUGGCUGGGAGCAGCCGCCGAGACCACAUAACACCGGUUUUGAAAGACCUACACUGGCUCCCAGUACAUUUUUGAGCACAAUUCAAAGUGUUGGUGCUGACCUUUAACACCCUAAAUGGCCUCGGUCCAGUAUACCUGAAGGAGCGUCUCCACCCCCAUCGUUCUGCCUGGACACUGAGGUCCACCUCCGAGGGUCUUCUAGCAGUUCCCUCGCUGUGAGAAGUGAGGUUACAGGGAACCAGGCAGAGGGCCUUCUCGGUAGUGGCACCCUUCCUGUGGAACGUCCUCCCACCAGAUGUCAAAGAGAACAACAACUACCAGACUUUUAGAAGACAUCUGAAGGCAGCCCUGUUUAGGGAAGCUUUUAAUUUUAAUAUUCUGUUGAAAGCCACCCAGAGUGGCUGGGGAAACCCAGCCAAAUGGGUGGGGUAUAAAUAAAUUAUUAUUAUUAUUAUUAUUAUUAUUAUUAACAUACUAGGACUGCUACUUGCUUGCCAUUAUGGUUUCAUUUACUGUAUUUGUAUCCCACUUUUCCUCUGGACCCUUCUCUGUUUUGUCCUCAACAACAGCCCUGCCAAGUAGGAUAGACUGUGAUGGAACAAAUGGCCUGAGGCCAGCCAGUGAACUUCGUGGCUGAGUAGGGUUUUGAAGCAGGAUUCAAUCCUCUAACCCAGGCUUCCUCAACCUCGGCCCUCCAGAUGUUUUUGGCCUACAACUCCCAUGAUCCCUAGCUAGCAGGACCUGUGGUCAGGGAUGAUGGGAAUUGUAGUCUCAAAACAUCUGGAGGGCUGAGGUUGAGGAAGCCUGCUCUAACCAUUGCACAGCCGGUCAAACUAUUGGAAACGUCUUCCUGAUUUCUGAUUCUUCCGGUCAUUUUAGCCAUUUCAGCAUAGUCCAUCAACUUCAUCCGCCAUUCUUCUCUGGCAGGGACUUUAUCUUCUUUCCAUCUCUUCCACCUCUCCUUUUAUCACCCUACUAUCCUGCUCUAGUGUCCUUAUCUGUGGCUGGACACGCAAGCCAGCAGGGGACUUUCCUCCCGUGCCCAACCUCUGUGUUUGCAUGCCAAACUUUGCACCUGCCAGGUGGGUCUUAAGGUUAAUGCCCAGGUAGAAAUGAAAGAGAAAGCGAGGGCGCUGCCUCCAAAUUGCAGCAGGAUUAUAAACUUAAAGCUCCGGUGGUGAUGAUUUCCUUUCAAGUCUUGAGCCGGAGUAAUAAAGAGCAAAGAUCAGCGUGGUUUUUUUGGCUGCUUUGCGGCGUCUGCGUUGCCCAACCAGCUAUGCCUUCGGAGGAAAUGUGUUCUCAAGCUGAUUUUUGAUGACUCAUUGGUCCUGAGUCAUGCUUCCCUAAAACCGCCGUGGAAAAUGCCUGCUAGCUCUCCGUGCCCAGUUCUUCCGAGUACAGCGGUACCUUGGUUCUCAAACCUAAUCCAUUCCGGAAGUCCGUUCCAAAACCAAAGAGUUCCAAAACCAAGGCGGGCUUUCCCAUAGAAAGUAAUGCAAAACGGAUUAAUCCGUUCCAGACUUUUAAAAACAACCCUUAAAACAGCAAUUUAACAUGAAUUUUACUAUCUAACGAGACCAUUGUUCCAUAAAAUGAAAGCAAUAAACCAUGUAUAGUGGUACCUCUAGUUAUGAACUUAAUUCAUUCCGGAGGUCCGUUCUUAACCUGAAACUGUUCUCAACUAGAGGCGUGUGUUCACUAAUGGGGCCUCUUGCUGUUGUUGCCCUGCUGGCACACGAUUUCCGUUCUCAUCCUGAGGCAAAGUUCUCAACUUGAGGUAACUCUUCCAGGUUAGCGGAGUUUGUAACCUGAGGCGUUUGUAACCUGAACUGUAUGUAACCUAAGGUACCACUGUACUCAAAAUGGAAGCGUAACCCUCAAAACAGAGCAUGUUCGGCUUCUGAAAAAGGUUCGCAAACCAGAACACUUACUUCCGGGUUUGCAGUGUUUGGGUUCCAAGUUGUAUGAGUGCCAAGGCAUUUGAGAACCAAGGUAUUCCUGUACAGAGUCACCCACCCACUCAGUGGACAAUUGGUUGCUUGUGGCUUGGUCUGAGAUCAGAGGCGAGUGCAAGCCAGCAUUCCUCAGGCUUAAGGGAGUUGUAGUUCAAGAUCUCUGGAGAUGCAUGGAGUUGGGGAUGGCGAUUAUAGGAUUUGGGGGUGGCUGCACCGGUUCAUGUUCCUCAGCAAGUUUGGAAGGUGCUUUUAAUAAACGUAUCUACCUGCUUCUCUGGCCACAUUUACAGCAUACGUUUAAACCAGCAUCAUGCCGUUUUAAACAGGCAUGGCUUCCCCCCUGCAAAGAAUUCUGGGAGCUGUAGUUUGUUAAGGGUGCUGGGAAUUCUUAGGAGGCCCCAUUUCGUACCCUCCAGUGCAUCAAAAGGGAAAAACCAGGACGCCAUAUUCUGGGGUGUCGUAUUCCCUUUUUUUUUCUAGGGAGAACAUGAGGGCCAUUUUGGGUGCUGUGAUUUCACGCUGCAAUCUCUCCCUGAAAAAGUGCUUUUCAGGCAUGCCGCCUCAAAAUGCACAAGAUCGCAGCCGCGGGGAAAACACUGAGGAAAUUGUGCAAGAUCACAGCGCCCUAAAUGGUGAGCGGAGCUGGCGAGCUGAGGGUUCGAUCCUGCUGGGUGCUGCUUUGCCUGCGACAAUCCCUGCAGGGAUUGAAACUCAGAUCCCUGCACCCGGCAGGAUCGCAUGCUCCACUCUCCAGCUGAAUAAAGUUCUCGGUGCCCAGUCUCACUUGUUUGGCUUAAACCUCCCUUCUCUUUGACCUUCUUUUCCAGAAACUUCGAUGCUCUGAGCAAAGAAAAUAUCUACGAAAACAACCAGUUGGUAAGAUUUUCCAGUUCUGCUUCCUGCUGUGACGUCAUGUUUUCUGUGCCCUCAGGGUGCCUCUCUGCCCCUCCUCUCUGCCCCAUGCUUUGGCCCUGGACAGAUUAGAUCAAAACAAACGGACCAUAAAUUAAGACAGCGUGCCAAGAAACUUAACCCUUCUUCCAUUCUGCCUGCAUCUGGCAGCCUUUGGGUCAAUUCAAACACUCCUCCAUCUGUACCUGUUUAAUCGACGUUUGCCACUUUGUACAAAAGGCUUGGCAAUGUGCCCUGAAUCGAACCAAAGGCUGCCGCUCGUUUGCCAUGUUGCCAGAGAAGAAAAUCAGGAAUUUGUUUGAGCCGUGGGCUAGUGUAGAAAAUAUCCUUUACUGUUCAGGACAUAGAGUGCCGCCCUUUUCUGUCCAGGCUCUGAAAAACCAGUUCUGCAAGUUUUCCAACGUGGUCAAGUGCAGCGAGGGAAAAGCUAGAUGCGAGGGGUGUCUAUUGGCCAAUGCACGUGCUGUCACCAACACUCAUACACACCCAGAUCCUCAAGGCGGUUUUGCAAGUUUAUAAUUUGUUUGAGGGGGAGAGGUGAAGGAUUGAAGAAUAAGUGUAUCCACAUGGAUUUGGGGAAAUGUGUCUCUGUGAGGCAAGUGGAGAGGCCGGACUAGGACCUGGGAGAACAGGUUUCAAAUCCCCACAUGGCCAUGAAGCUUCCUGAGUCACCUUGGGGUUCAGUCACUGCCUUUCAGCCUAACCCACCUCACAGGGAUGUUUUCGGAUUAAAUGAGCAGGUGGAGAACCAUGCCUGCUAUCUUGAGCUUCUUGAAGAGAAAGUUGGGGUGGACAUGCAAUAAAUAAACAAACAAAUAAAUAUUACAUACACACACACACCUUUUUCUGAGGACUGUGGAACAGUAUAGAUGGCUCUCCUUCCUGUUUUAUCUUUACAGCAACCCUGUGAGGUAAGUUAGCCAUAGACAUGCCCAGUAGGCUUUUGAAGACAGAGGUACUUUGGCUGGGUCGGGACGAUAUGGGGGGCAACUCCCAUCUCUUGCGGGGGUGCAAUUAGUGCCAGCACCAUCCGUUAAGAAUUUGGGUGUAAUCUUCGACACCUCCCUUUCCAUGGAGGUGCAGAUGCAGCUACAACAAAGGCGGCAUUUUUUCAUCUCCACCAAGCUAAGCAGUUGGCUCCUUACCUCUCUCGCCCUGACCUCGCCACUGUGAUCCACGCGGCGGUCACCUCCAGGCUUGAUUAUUGCAACUCGCUCUACGUGGGGCUGCCCUUGAGACUGACCCAGAAACUCCAGCGGGUGCAGAAUGCCGCGGCUAGAAUCCUUACUGGGUCCUCACCGCAGGAUCACAUUCACCCAGUGCUAUACCAGCUGCACUGGCUCCGAUGGGAUACAGGAUCAGGUUUAAGGUGCUGGUUUUAACCAGCCCUAUAUGGCCUAGGACCCUCAUACCUACGGGACCGCCUCUUCUGGUAUGUCCCACAGAGGACCUUACGGUCUUCAAACAAAAACAUAUUGGAGGUCCCAGGCCACAGAGAGGUUAGGCUGGCCUCAACCAGAGCCAGGGCUUUUUCGGCCAUGGCCCCGAUCCGGUGGAACUCUCUGUCACAAGAGACUAGGGCCCUGCGGGACUUGACAUCUCUCUGCAGGGCCUGCAAGACAGAGCUGUUCCACCAGGCCUUUGGCCAAGGCACAGCCUGACCCCCUUCUUUGGUAAUUCUUCACAGAACUCUAGCCCAAUGGUUGCUAUUAAUUUGAUUUGAACCGAUUUUAUAAUGAAUGGAUUUUAGAAUGCUGUAUUACUUUAAUGUUGUUAGCCACUCUGAGCCCAGCUUCGCCUGGGAAGGGCGGGAUAUAAAUAAAAAAUUAUUAUUAUUAUUAUUAUUGGCUUCAUGACUGAAUGGGCAGGGUAGGAUUUGAACCUGGGUCACCCCGGUCUCAAACCUUUAUGACAUACAAACAAAAUUCUGAAAGGUUCGGUGCAAUAGAAUCACUCAGCAAAAUCUGCUUCUAACAAUUAAAAUACUGUCAUACAACAUUUGUGAAUCCUCACUGCGUGUUGCAGAAACCUGGCUACUGUCUGCAAGAUCACCCCAGUCUCCAAUCUGACCCUGCUAUCCUUGCACCUCGCUGGCUUCUAUAUUUUAUAUUUUUGCAACCUCUCCCUAGACUCUGCCUUCCCAUUUGGAAACUGGACCGUGCCCUGCUCAUUCGCUUGUGUUUACCGAAAAUUGCAUUUCUGGAUCUCUGCAUGCGUGGUGGUGGGGGAAGGGAGCUGUUGUCUUGCACAGAUGUUUCCCAACAGAGGCACGGCAUUCGGACCACCCAUCCGGCUCUGUGCUGGCUCCAGAAAUCUGAAUGUGGGCUGGCUGGAUGAAUGAAUGAAUGAAUGAAUGCAUUCAGAAUGGAAUGUGCCUUGUGAAGAAGAUGGGCUGCAGAUUUUGCGGCUUCUACAAGGAGAGCUUCCUUGGCCUCAGCCCAGAAUCCGUUCCACCGCUGCCUUGGAAGCCUCAUCCUCAGCCUGCCCCUGCCAGAGAAUAUUUCCAUGAGGACUAGUGACUUGACCCUCCGCUGAGCGCUGGGAUGAUGCCGCAAAGAGGCCACUCUGACAUCCCUUUGCCUCUGGGCUUGUUUUGCCUCUGAUUCCUGAGCCCCGAAACCAGGCUUUAGUUCAGCCAAGUGUGGGGGUGCUUCAUUCCCUUGUGGGAGACUUUUAGGGGGCCUCAUGCUUGGGCUGGGGUGGGCCAGUGGCGGGAAUAGGCAGAAAGGCAUCUAUCCAAACAGACCCAUAGCUUCCUCUGGCAAGGAAAAUACAUUAUCAUACUCCACAGCAGGGUGGAUUUGAUUUAACUCAAAUCGAUUUAAAUCACGAUUUAAAUCACUAGUCAGUAAGGCUUGAUUUAAAUCACUAGUCAGUAAUAAUAUAAUAAUAUAAUAAUUUAUUAUUUAUACCCCGCCCAUCUGGCUGAGUUUCCCCAGCCACUCUGGGCGGCUUCCAAUCAAGUGUUAAAAACAAUACAGCAUUAAAUAUUAAAAACUUCCCUAAACAGUAAGGUAAGACUUGAUUUAAAUCUUUUUUUUUUUUUUUACAUAAAGACUCAUUCUUGCUGGUAUUAUCUUAAUAUUCACAACCAGAUGAAGGUUUCCUUUUUGAAAUAAUAAAUUCCCAGAGUAGUUUUUACAGUUAUAUCAAAAAUUGCUGAUUUGGUUAUAAUACAUAGACAGAUAAUUAUGAAAUUAUUUACAGGUAGGUAGCCGUGUUGGUUCUGUAGUGGAAACAAAAUAAAAAAAUUCCUUCCAGUAGCAACUUAGAGACCAGCUGAGUUUGUUAUUGGUAUGAGCUUUCGUGUGCAUGCACACUUCUUCAGGCUUGUUUGCCUCGAUUGACUACCGUCUCCAAUUUUGUUCAUACAAUAUUGAUUUAUUUUAUUAGCUGUAUCUCCACCAUAUGUUCUCUAUUCAAGAACUUUGAAAUAAUACAGGUUAUACAUACCAUAUUUUUCGCUCUAUAAGACGCACCAGACCAUAAGACGCACCUAGUUUUUGGAGGAGGAAAGCAAGAAAAAAAAUAUUCUGAAUCUCAGAAGCCAGAACAGCAAGAGGGAUCGCUGCGCAGCGAAAGCAGCAAUCCCUCUUGCUGUUCUGGCACCUGGGAUAGCGGCGCAGCCUGCAUUCGCUCCAUAAGACGCACACACAUUUCCCCUUACUUUUUAGGACGGAAAAAGUGAGUCUUAUAGAGCAAAAAAUACGGUAUAUAUGUUGUUAGAACAUGAUUAGCCACACGUUGCCUCUUACUUUUUAAGUUGGUCUGUGUUUGCAACACAGGGGAUUUUUUUUUGUUACAUGCAACCUGGACCACCAGAUCUCUUCAUUGCCUACUGCGGUUUCCUCUACCCUGACACCCUCCAGCUGUUGUUGAACUUCAGCCCCCAUCAGCCCAAGCCAACAUCUGGAGAACAUCAACCUGGGCUGGGCUAGCCUAGUUGCAGUAUAGCCAUUAAGGGACGCCUCUCAUCCGGCCGUACCUGACCCUGCUGAACCACAGCAAGACGUGGUUGCCGGGGCUGUGGGAGGUCUCUCUUCUCACCCAAAGUUCUUAUUUUCUGCCCCCCAAAACAUGGUGGUCACCCCAUUGCCGUAAGCCCUGUAUAUUUACAUUUUGUUCUUUAAAGCAGUUGGGUGAAAGCAAGCUGCUGUAUCUGUGACUUGCCAUUAAAGCCUUAAAAAGAAAAAGAAUGCAAUAAGAAAUAAACCUAAAAAGAGGGUGAAAGAAGAAUGGGAAUGUUUAAAUAAUUACCUAGGGGGUAAGGGUUCAUCAAUAAAGACCUCGUUAUGUUUAGCAUGAUACCGCAUAGGGAAAUGUUCCCUGAUACCAAGAUGAGGGAUUCUUUGGAAUGCAGAUAGAGAGAAUUGAUAAGAAUAAUGAUCUGUUGUGACCUUGAUAAAAGCGUGCAACAGACGCUUGUGUUUUGGCUCAUUUUCCUCCCCCCCUUUUUUCCUUUCAUUUUUUUCCUUCCUCCUCCUCCUCCUCCUUUCCUUUUCCUUUUUCCUUUCCCAUAAUAGCUUAUGUUUUAUGCCACGUACUUCGAUAUUUUUUGUACAGUGAUACCUCUGGUUAUGGGAAGUGGGUGGCACUGUGGGUUAAACCACAGAACCUAGGACUUGCUGAUCAGAAGGUCAGCGGUUCGAAUCCCGGCGAUGGGGUGAGCUCCCGUUGCUCGGUCCCAGCUCCUGCCAACCUAGCAGUUCGAAAGCACGUCAAAGUGCAAGUAGAUAAAUAGGUACCGCUCCGGCGGGAAGGUAAAUGGCGUUUUCGUGCACUGCUCUGGUUUGCCAGAAGCGGCUUAGUCAUGCUGGCCACAUGACCUGGAAGCUGUACGCCGGCUCCCUCAGCCAAUAAAGCGAGAAGAGCGCCGUAACCCCAGAGUCGGUCAUGACUGGACCUAAUGGUCAGGGGUUCCUUUACCUUUACCUACCUCUGGUUAUGUACUUAAUUCAUUCUGGAGGUCCGUUCUUAACCUGAAACUGUUCUUAACCUGAAGCACCAGUUUAGCUAAUGGGGCCUCCCGCUGCCAUCGGAGCAUGAUUUCUGUUCCCAUCCUGAAGCAAAGGUACUAUUUUUGGGUUAGCAGUAACCUGAAGCGUAUGUAACCCGAGGUACCACUGUAGAUUUUUUUAGCUUUCCAUUAUUAUUAUUAAGGGCUUUUCUUUUGUAAUUUUGGUUGUUUAUAUUUAUAUGUAUUUGUUUAAAGCAAAAUAAAGUAUAAAAAAAGAAAGAAAGAAAAAGAAAAAGACAGAUAUUGUUCUCUGGGAAAACGAGGGGAGGGGGAGUCUAGAACAGGCCAAGCUUUAAUACGAAUCGGGGGGGGGGGGGACGCAACCAGGAAGCUGAUUUUAAGAUCUCUCUGCUCAGCUGUGUAAAACUGUAAUGGAUUCAAGAUGGUGGAGCCUCAUGGAAAGUCGCCAGUUGAGACCCAGGAGGACCACCUCCCACCAGCGUUGGCAGCAGUGGGCAGAUGGAAACAAUGGUCUUUGACUUAGUGAUGUUGUUGCUUUUGCUGUUGUCAUUUAUUUAAAGCCUUUUUAAAACCUUGCUCUUUCAUCCCAGAGUUGCCUUUACUAACAACAGUAGGCAGGCAGACCCUGCUCCUCAGGCUGGCAAACUUACCGUCCUUUUCCAUGUAAAAGAUUAGGUUUAUUUUUACUUUAAAAUCAUGCUAAAAAGUGAGGGUCGUCUUAUACAUGGAUAGUGCAUAGGGUGGACGUUUGAUUGGCUGCUGGCAGCUAUUGUGCGUGUGAUUGGUCGCUGCAUCAACGGGUGGUGUUGAUUGGCCGACGUGGCGAGGGGACAGACGGGAGGUGGAUUUUGCGACACGCGCAGGUGACCGAUUUUCUGCAUUCCCCCCUUAAAAAAAGUUCAACAACCCUUGGUAAACCCACUCCCAAGGAAAGCUCAACGACUCUGGGCAAUCAUCCCCCCAAAAAGCUCAACAACUUUUUGCCAUCUCCCCCCAUUUUCCGAAAAUCCAGUCCCCCAAAAUUAGGGGCGUCUUAUACAUGGAGGCGUCUUAUAGACAGAAAAGUACGGUAAAUGGUAGGACACACAAGGGGGAAAAAGAGAGGAGGAAGGGAGAGAAAAACCUUCCCAGUGAGUUCCAGAAUCAGCUCUUAAAGCGAAUUUAUUUCUUUGAUUUUAAAAGAAUUUUAGGGCCAGGCACCCUCGCCAAAGGGGGGAUUCCACGCAGAUACACAGAUGUAGGGGUGCAAAUAUCCAGUGUGGGGGUCAGGUGGGAUUGCUAUGAGGAAUUAUGAAAUAUGGAGCAAGCCAUUUGUGUCAGCAAUGAAAGCAUUGAAUCAUAGAAUCAUAGAAUCAUAGAGUUGGAAUAGACCACAAGGGCCAUCGAGUCCAACCCCCUGCCAAACAGGAAACACCAUCAGAGCACUCCGUUUUUUUAAAAAAAAUGAUAUUUAUUAAAGAAAGAAUCACAUCAACAAAAAAAGAAAAAUUCAAGAAUAAAAAGAAAAAUACACAAUGCAAAAUACAAAAAGAAAAAAGAAAAAACAGUUAAAAACAAUUCCCUCUUUUCAUCACUACUUUUACAUUUACUUGUUUCCCGGACCUCCUCAUACCUCCCUCUUUUGUAUUCCAAUUCAGUUUGUUAGUCCAGCAAUUCCUUUCCCUCCUUUUUAAUCCCAAUCCUUAAUCUUAAUAUAGUAUAACAUUAAAUUUUUACCUAUUAAAAACCAAUUUUUCCAUUCUUUUAACCUUUUUAAUCCUAAUCCUUAAUCUUGAUAUAUUUAUAACUUUAAAGCCUGUACAGCUAGAAGCCACUUAAUUUCAAUCCAACAUCACUCUAACAUUCAUUAAUUUUGCAAUAUUUCUGUAAAUAAUCUUUGAAUUUCUUCCAGUCUUCUUCCACCGACUCUUCUCCCUGGUCACGGAUUCUGCCAGUCAUUUCCGCCAAUUCCAUGUAGUCCAUCAUUUUCAUCUGCCAUUCCUCCAGUGUGGGUAGAUCUUGUGUCUUCCAAUACUUUGCGAUAAGUAUUCUUGCUGCUGUUGUAGCAUACAUGAAGAAAGUUCUAUCCUUUUUUAACACCGGUUGGCCGACUAUGCCCAAGAGAAAGGACUCUGGUUUCUUCAAGAAGGUAUAUUUAAAUACCUUUUUUAAUUCAUUAUAUAUCAUCUCCCAGAAAGCCUUAAUCUUUGGGCAUGUCCACCAUAGGUGAAAAAAUGUACCUUCAGUUUCUUUACAUUUCCAACAUUUAUUAUCAGGCAAAUGGUAGAUUUUUGCGAGCUUAACUGGGGUUAUGUACCACCUGUAUAUCAUUUUCAUAAUAUUCUCUCUUAGGGCAUUACAUGCCGUAAACUUCAUACCUGUGGUCCAUAACUGUUCCCAGUCAGCGAACAUGAUGUUAUGUCCAACAUCUUGUGCCCAUUUAAUCAUAGCAGAUUUCACCGUUUCAUCCUGAGUGUUCCAUUUCAGCAGCAAGUUAUACAUUCUUGACAAAUUCUUAGUUUUGGGUUCUAACAGUUCUGUUUCUAAUUUUGAUUUUUCCACCUGGAAGCCAAUUUUCUUAUCCAAAUUGUAUGCCUCCAUUAUCUGAUAAUAAUGAAGCCAGUCUCGCACUUUGUUUUUAGUUUUUCAAAACUCUGCAAUUUCAAUCUGUCUCCAUCUUGUUCCAGAAUUUCCCAAUAUUUUGGCCAUUUGACCUCCAUAUUGAGCUUUUUCAAGGCUUUUGCUUCCAUUGGUGACAGCCACCUUGGAGUUUUGUUUUCCAAUAAAUCCUUGUAUCUUAUCCAAACAUUAAACAGUGCUUUCCUGACAAUAUGGUUUUUAAAUGCUUUAUGUGCUUUGACCUUGUCAUACCACAGAUAUGCAUGCCACCCAAAUACGUUGUUAAAACCUUCUAAAUCCAAAAUGUCAGUGUUUUCAAGAAGCAGCCAUUCUUUCAACCAGCAGAAAGCUGCUGAUUCAUAGUAAAGUUUAAGGUCUGGCAGGGCAAAUCCACCUCUAUCCUUUGCAUCUGUUAGUAUUUUAAAUUUUAUUCUGGGCUUCUUGCCCUGCCAGACAAAUCUAGAAAUAUCUCUCUGCCACCUCUUGAAACAGUCCAUUUUGUCCACAGUUUGCAAUGUUUGAAACAAAAACAACAUUCUAGGCAAUACAUUCAUUUUUACAGCAGCAAUACGACCCAGCAGUGAAAGCUUCAAAUUUGACCAGAUUUCUAAGUCUUUUUUCACUUCAGCCCAACAUCUUUCAUAGUUGUCUUUAAACAAGUUCCCAUUUUUUGCUGUCAAGUUAAUACCCAAAUAUUUAACUUUCUUAACCACUGUUAGACCUGUCUCAUUCUGAAACCUCUCUCUCUCUCUAUUGGUGUUAGAUUUUUCUCUAAAACCUUAGUUUUUACCUUAUUCAAUUUAAAUCCUGCAACUUGACCAAAUUCUUGAAUCAAUUCUAAAACCCUUUUGGUACUAGAUUCUGGCUCCUGUAACGUCAAUACUAAGUCAUCUGCAAAUGCUCUCAAUACCAUCAGAGCACUCCUGACAUAUGGUUGUCAAGCCUCUGCUUAAAGACCUCCAAAGAAGGAGACUCUACCACACUCCUUGGCAGCAAAUUCCACUGUUGAACAGCUCUUACUGUCAGGAAGUUCUUCCUAAUGUUUAGGUGGAAUCUUCUUUCUUGUAGUUUGGAUCCAUUGCUCCGUGUCUGCUUCUCUGGAGCAGCAGAAAACAACCUUUCUCCCUCCUCUAUAUGACAUCCUUUUAUAUAUUUGAACAUGGCUAUCAUAUCACCCCUUAACCUCCUCUUCUCCAGGCUAAACAUGCCCAGCUCCCUUAGCCAUUCUUCAUAAGGCAUCGUUUCCAGACCUUUGACCAUUUUGGUUGCCCUCCUCUGGACACGUUCCAGUUUGUCAGUGUCCUUCUUGAACUGUGGUGCCCAGAACUGGACACAGUACUCCAGGUGAGGUCUGACCAGAGCAGAAUACAGUGGCACUAUUACUUCCCUUGAUCUAGAUGCUAUACUCCUAUUGAUGCAGCCCAGAAUUGCACUGGCUUUUUAGCUGCCGCGUCACACUGUUGGCUCAUGUCAAGUUUGUGGUCAACCAAGACUCCUAGAUCCUUUUCACAUGUACUGCUCUCAAGCCAGGUGUCCCCCAUCUUGUAUUUGUGCCUCUCAUUUUUUUUGCUCAAGUGCAGUACUUUACAUUUCUCCCUGUUAAAGUUCAUCUUGUUUGUUUUGGCCCAGUUCUCUAAUCUGUCAAGGUCGUUUUGAAGUGUGAUCCUGUCCUCUGGGGUGUUAGCCACCCCUCCCAGUUUGGUGUCAUCUGCACAUUUGAUCAGGAUGCCCUUGAGUCCAUCAUCCAAGUCGUUGAUAAAGAUGUUGAAUAAGACCGGGCCCAAGACAGAACCCUGUGGCACCCCACUAGUCACUCGUCUCCAGGAUGAAGAGGAACCAUUGAUGAGCACCCUUUGGGUUCGGUCAGUCAGCCAGUUACAAAUCCAAUUGCGUUGACUGGGUUUGAUUCAUUGACAAUAGUUUCUGAUUGAAUCCCACAAGCCUCUCCACCUCUGUCAUUUGCCUUCUCUACACCCGACAGGCACGUAUAAGCAUUCCAAAUACACAGACCAGUUGCCGUUGCUUCAUCAGGCAUCCUGGGUCAUAAAGAUGAUAGUUAGCUUUGAUGUAGCUAUUGUUAGUUUUGUUAAUCUAAGGGCCGGGAAGAGAGUUCACAAGGAGAUGGUAAAUCCUGCCUCUCCUGUUUAUGAUCUCCAGGGUUUCCUAAAAGCAUUCCUCCUUGCUUCCUCAUUUAUUUUCUCUAGACUACUGUGCAUGCUCAAAUUAGGUAAUGCAAAUAAAUACAAUAUCUUAAUCUCACACAUUUUUACAGCAAAAUUAAUGUAAAAAACCACAAACAACUGUACAUACCAUAUGUAAUAUUACAGGAUAGUGGAUCUUAUAGCAUAGUAGUGGUUGCAGUCAGCAGCGACUGUGACAAAGCAGGAUUAGAUGGACAAGCACAAUAUUGGUUUGAGUAACAGGUGUGGCAAUCUACAGAUACAAAAUUUCUUUCCCAAAGUGACCCAUAUGGCACAACAGAAAUAAAGCAAUCCACGCUCUGGUAUGGUAUCUGGUAUGCUCUGGUAUCUCCAUCGAAUGAGGUCUCAGGCAGAGACCCCUUGCCAGAGACCCUGGACAGCCCCUCUAAGUUGCUGGAGUGUUUCUGGCCCUCCUGAAUCGAGUCUUGCUUUCGACCAGGGUUUCUGAACUUGGAUCUCCAGCUGUUUUUGGACUACAACUCCCAUCAGCAGGAUCAGUGGUCAGGGAUGAUGGGAACUGUAGUCCAAAAACAGCUGGAGACCGAAGUUUUGGAGCUCUGCUUUAGAUCGUCUCCACCCCCAUCGUUCAGCCUGGACACUGAGGUCCAGCGCGAGGGCCUUCUGGCGGUUCCAUCACUGUGAGAAGUUAGGCAGAGGGCCUUCUCAGUAGUGGCGCCCGCCUUGUGGAACACCCUCCCUUCAGAUGUGAAGGAAAUAAGGAGCUAUCUCAUCUUUAAAAGACAUCUGAAGGCAGCCCUGUUCAGGGAAGUUUUUAAUAUUUAACGCUGUAUAGUGUUUUUAACGCUUGAUUGGGAGCCACCCAGAGUGGCUGGGGAUGCAGCCAGAUGGGUGGGGUAUAAAUAAUAAAUUGUUGUUGUUGUUAUCUUGUAGCAAACCAUAGUUCAGCUUUGUAAACCGUGGCUUGGCCUUGCCUCUCAUUGGUUUGGGAUUUCAAAACACAGCAACAAUCAGGUCUCCUUAUCUCCUCUGUUUGCGAAUGAUAGGCUUUCAAAGUGGCCGAAAUGGAACUGGGCAUCCCCGCCUUGUUGGACGCUGAGGACAUGGUCGCUCUCAAAGUGCCCGACAGACUGAGCAUCCUCACCUACGUCUCCCAAUAUUAUAACUAUUUCCAUGGACGGUCGCCAAGUAAGUAAUUUUUCCCUAACCCCUUCCUUUUCUCCUGCAGAGCUUUUGUCUGAAAAUAGAUCCGCAGCUGGCAUGAACGCUUCAAAAAAAUAAAAUAAAAUAGGUUCUAGCAACUAGAUGGAAGCGACAGCUUUCAAUCGCUGUGUUAGUCAUGGUUGGGUAUUAGGAAACCCCUGUUUCCCCUCACAGAACUACAUUUUCCAGAGUGGUUUAACCAUUGACCCCUCUUCCCAGUGAACUCUGGGAACUGUAGCUCCAUGAGGGGAAACAGGGGGUCUCAUUACAACGCUUGGCACCCUCAACAAACUACAACUCCCAGGGUUCUUUGGGGGAAGCCAUGAUGGUUUAAAGUGGUACCCAUUGUGCUUUAAAAGUAUGGUGGGGGGAAUGUCAUAUCCAUUGCGUCCGAGCUACUUAUUCCCCUGACAGCCCAGUGAGAUCCAUUAAGCCAGUCUUCCCCAAACUGGGGUUGAUGGGAGUUGCUCUCCAAAACAUUUGGAGGUCUACCAGGAUGACAAAGGACGUUGUGUUACACUGAAAGACUGCAGUCCUCCGCUUAUUAGAUCCAAUUAGUUUUCGGCUGACGUUUUCUCAGUUUAGGGCAUUGAUCUAUAAUAAUAAUAAUAAUAAUAAUAAUAAUAAUAAUAAUUAUACCCCGCCCUCCCUGGCAAGAGCCAGGCUCAGGGUGGCUAACAACAGUAAAAUUACAGUAAAAACAUAAUAAAAUACAGGAUAAAAUGCAAUUUAAAUUGCAGCCUCAUCAGAACCAUAAGGGGAGGGAAAUAUAAGGGUCAGACUAACCACCUUAGGUCAGUCCUGCUUCCUGCUUCCUUCCUGAGACUUUUUUUGUCUUCCUUUCCCAACAGUUGGAGGAAUGUCUGGCAUAAAACGCUCUUCUACCGCACCCAGCGAGGAGCCGAUGGGGAAGAAGGUUGUUUCUGAACCGGUGGCCCCCAGCAAGCCCCCGCGAGUCCUGCCACCAUCCGAACCCAAGACCGUUUCAGCCUCUCGCAAUCUGGCAAAGGAGAACUCACCGGUGGCAGCGGUAUGGAUCCGCCAUCUUUUGCCCUAGAAGCUAAACAGAGGGGCAGGGAGCCUGUCGACAACAAUUGGAUGUGAUGUGGGUGGCGCUGUGGGUUAAACCACGGAGCAUAGGACUUGCCGAUCAGAAGGUUGGCAGUUCGAAUCCCCGCGACGGGGUGAGCUCCCGUUUCUCGGUCCCAGCUCCUGCCAACCUAGCAGUUCAAAAGCACGCCAGUGCAAGUAGAUAAAUAGGUACCGCUCCGGCGGGAAGGUAAACAGCGUUUCCGUGUGCUGCUCUGGUUUGCCAGAAGUGGCUUAGUCAUUCUGGCCACAUGACCCGGAAGCUCCCUCGGCCAAUAAAGCGAGAUAAGUGCUGCAACCCCAGAGUCGGCCACGACUGGACCUAAUGGUCAGGGGUCCCUUUACCUAGCCAAGAAUGGAACUUCCACAUCUAGGGGCAAUGUAUCUCUGGAAAGCAGUGGCUUGUCCGCUUCCUGGAGGCACCUGAUUGGCUGCGGCACAAAACGGGAGGCGGGAUUAAAUGGACCCUUUGAGUCGGGUCUCAGGUUCACUUCUCUCUUGCCUUUUUCUCCCCCAGAGACGUGUCUUAGCAGAGAGAAGCAACAUGCGGAGCAGCAACUGCGCCACCUGUGGAAACCACGUCCACCUGGUACAGCGCCUCCUGGUGGAAGGGAAGCUUUAUCACAGGAACUGCUUCAGGUACUGUUCAGGUGUGGCAUUCGCACCUUGUUUCCACCUUUUCUCUGUUUGGAUUGUUGCUGCUGCUGUUGUUGCUGCUGCUGUGUUUGUUUGUUUGUUUGUUUCACAAUAAUAUUUAAUAUUUUUCAUACAAAAAUAUAACAAAAGAGAGAGUAAACAAUAAUAAAAGAAAAAAAAGAAAAAAAGAAAAGAGAAUAUGAAACAUAAAAUACAUCAAAUCACCACAUAAACUAAAACUUAAUUAAUUAAUUAAAACCCAUCUUCAUAAACUUAUUACUUGACUGCCUCUAAUCUCUUCCAUCUGAAUUUCUUAGUAAUUAUAUAUAGUAGUUUCCAAUAUCAUUAUUUCAUAAAACCAUAUCACAGUCAUAAUCAUAUUUCCAAACUUUUCUUAUCGUACAUUUUCUUAUUUAUUUAUUUAAUCCUAAUUUAGUCCUAGGCCUAUUUAAUUCUUUCAAGUGGUUACAUAUCUUUAAUAUUACAAUAUUUAUUCAAAUAGUCUUUAAAUUUCUUCCAGUCUUUUUGGUGUUCCUCUUCUUUCUGGUCGCGGGCUGCUGCUGUGUUUGGGUUGUUUUUUUAAACAAAAUUUUAUUAAGUUUUCCAAUUUUUUAAAAAAAUAUUCUUAAUCGAAUAUAAUUAACAAAAGAAAAAACAGAUACAAGAUUCCCUUGCACCCUUAGACCUCCCUGCAUCCUUCCAUGGCUUCCCCAUAUAACAUUUCCUGGUGCAUAUUUUAUGCCUUCCAUUUAUUCCAUUUAACAUUUAUAUCUUAAGUCUCUGUUAACCCACAACUGUUAUUUAAGCCCUGUUAAAGAGCUCAACUGUUUACAGUGGUCUUCCAAAUACAAAAAAAAAAAUUCUUCCAGUCUUUAUUAUAACCUUGGUCUUCCUGAAUUCUGAUAUUUCCAGUCAUUUUCGCCAUCUCAACAUAGUCCAUUAGUUUAACUUGCCAUUAGAAGACAUCUGAAGGCAGCCCUGUUUAGGGAAGCUUUUAAUGUUUGAUGCAUUACUGUAUUUUAAUAUUUUUGAAUGCUGCUCAGAGUGGCUGGGGAAGCCCAGCCAGAUGGGCGGGGUAUAAAUUAUUAUUAUUAUUAUUAUUAUUAUUAUUAUUAUUAUUAUUCCCCUCUGGUUGGGACCUUUUCAUCUUUCCAUCUCUGGGUUAUGAGCAUUCUGGCAGCUCUCGUUGCAGACGUAAACAGUCCUUUCAGCUCCUUCCAUAUUUCUGCACCUAUAAUAAGAAAGCUUCUGAUUUUUAAACAAACGUUCUUUUAAACACUUUUUUCAUUUCAUUAUACAUUGUCUCCCAGAAUGUGUUUGGAUUGUUGCUGUUAGCAUUAGAAUUAGCAUUGGCAUUUAUAUCCUGCUUUUUUAUCCAAGCUUCUUAAGGGGGCGUACAAGAUAGACCCCCAUCUCCUUUGUGUUGUUGUUUUUUUUAAUUAAUAUUUAUUAAAGUUUCAGAAAGAAUAAAAUCACAUUAAUAAACAAGAAGAUUUUAACAAAAACAGAGAACAAUACACCAUACAAAAUACAAAAUACAAAAUGGAAAAAAAAGAAAAAAGAAAAAAGAAAAAAACAGUUAAAAAUAGUUCCGUCCUUUCAUAACCUCUUUUAGGUUUACUUGUUUCCCGGACUUCCUCAUACCUCCCUCUUUUGUAUUCCAAUUCAAUUUAUAAACCCAGCAAUUUCUUUCCCUCCUUUUUAAUUCCAGUCCUAAAUCUUAAUAUAUUAUGACAUUAAAUUUUUACCUAUUUGAACCAAUUUUUCCAUUUCUCUUAGUCUUUUUGGUCCUAAUCCUUAAUCUUGAUACAUUUAUAGCUUUACAACCUGUUCAGCUAGAAGCCACUUAACUUCAAUCCAACAUCACUCUAACAUUCAUUGAUUUUGCAAUGUUUCUGUAAAUAAACUUUAAAUUUCUUCCAAUCUUCUUCCACCGACUCUUCUCCCUGGUCACGGAUUCUGCCAGUCAUUUCCGCCAAUUCCAUAUAGUCCAUCAUUUUCAUCUGCCAUUCCUCCAGUGUGGGUAGCUCUUGUGUCUCCUUUGACCCCCACAACAACCCGAUGAGAGAGGUUAGACUGAGGGGCAGCGACUGGCCUCCAGGGUCACCCUGAGAUCUUCAUUCGCGGCCAAGUGGGGAUUUGAAAGCUGUGGCACUGGACACAGAAGAAAUCUUGUAUUGGUUAAAAUAGUUGACCAUUGGGACUCAGAAGGGACUAGAGACUUGUCUCGUUCAUUUUGAGAAACAAACGUGGAAUCUUGUUAUCAUUUUCCACUUCACAAAAUGCAUAAUCUCAAGGGCUGCUACUUUCUGCGUAAGGCGCUCACCCUCUGUCUGCCAUUUUUCUAUUCUUUCUUUCUUUCUUUUUGAGAAUAAUACUUUCUUUAGAAUUCAACAAUAACAAAGGAAAAACCCACAGUAGUUGCUACAUCAAUUCAUUACAAUGAACCAAUUUUAACAAUAUAUAAAUAAUAAUAGAAAAAUUACACAACAUCACUUUUAACUUGCUGAGGUUUUCAUAUUACACUUUUAUCUCUUUAUCUCUUUCUUAACAUAUCAAAAAGAGCAAGACCAAGAAAAGAGACGCAAAAAAGAAAAUAGAAGAGGAAGAAGAAGGGGAAGGGGAGUGAGGGGAAGGGGAAAAAGGAAAAACAAAGCAAAACAAAACAAACACAUUUGGCUUCCGAUUAGACUCAUUGUAUUAUUAUUUCUACAAUUUUUUUCACAUACAGUUCCAAAUUAUUGUAUUUCUUUCUUUGUUUUCGUCAGAUAUCAAAAAACAUAUUUGUUGUUUUUUUAAAAGUUUUUUAUUAGGAUUUUCAACAUAGCAGUUUAUCAAAAAUACAUCAUCCUCAUUUCCCCCCCAUUUUCCCCUCCCCCUCCCCCCAAAAAGAAAAAAAACCCCUCCCACCCCCACAGACUUCCCUCAGCUCCUCCCUCUGGUUUCUCAGCACAUAUUCUUCUCUGCAUAUUAUAAAAUUGUAAAGAUCCUUAAUGAAUCUAUCAAUAUGUUACCAGUAAAAAAAUUGUGUAUGUUUAUUCCAAACCUGCCAAGGAGUCCAGUUCAUUUUGUUGUUUCUUUAAGUACAGUGGUACCUCGGGUUAAGUACUUAAUUCGUUCUGGAGGUCCGUUCUUAACCUGAAACUGUUCUUAACCUGAAGCACCACUUUAGCUAAUGGGACCUCCUGCUGCCGCCGCACUACCACCACGCGAUUUCUGUUCUCAUCCUGAAGCAAAGUUCUUAACCUGAAGCACUAUUUCUGGGUUAGCGGAAUGUGUAACCUGAAGCGUAUGUAACCUGAAGCGUCUGUAACCCGAGGUAACACUGUACUUUGUAAAAGGUUCCCAUUCUUCUUUAUUUGUUGUUUUACAAGAUCAUUCUAUUUCUGCCAGGAGAUAUUUGUUAUUGUAUUGCUGCCAUUUUUCUCCCCAGGUGCAAAGAGUGCUCUAGCACCCUGCAGUCGGGAAACUACAAAGCUGGGAGCCACGCCGGCACUUUUGUCUGUACCCGGCACGAGCAACCGACGCCCCUCCGGGAUUCCUUGUCCUCCGGCACGAGGGCUUUCCCCAGCGAGGAUAAACCUCCCGCUCCUGCCUCCGCUGCACAGAACUACUUGAAGGGACUCGAAUCCAAGACGCCGUCCGUGAAAAUGAGCGGUGCCGUUAAAUCAGCAGCUUCUGAGCCACCUGGGAAUUACAAAGGCAGCUCUGCGUCCUCAAGCUCAAGUUCGCAUUGGUCAGACCUUACCGGGAACAAACCGGAUUCUCUAACCGUCUCCAGCACUUCUCCUUCCCCACCGCGCUGGACACCAUCGUCCGCCAAAACACAGCAGGCUCGGGAGAAAUUUUUCCAGGCCGGAUCCGGGGGCUCGGGACUUCCUCCGAGCAAAACAGAGCCGGUUAAAAACCAAGGUUCUCUUCUGAACCCUCCUCGGGUCUCCGGGAGAGCAUCCUUUUCUGGCACCCACACAUCAGGGACCGGUCCGGAUGUUGGUGAGAAGGACAGAGCACGGAACGUCCUGAUGCAGGCUUUGCCGGGGCUCCAGCCUUCCUCCAACAGGACUAGUGGCUUUGGCAGCGAUUCGCCCAGCUCAACGGCAUCCAGCAUGUAAGUGUCCCUCCUUCGGCGCCCCUGAGCAGGCAGCAGGUUCCCAUCUCUGUGCUAGAAAAGUCACAACCACCCGUAAAUUCUGCAGUCCUUUUGUGCUUGGAGGUAUACUGCUCCUGGGAUGGAGGUUCUAGUUGCCUACACUGGAUAAUGGGAGGCUCGACCAGCCAAUUCUCUUGCAAGCCCCAACCCCUUCUGUUUUUAACAUGCAACUAGAAAAACGUGCUGUGGGUUAAAACACUGAGCCUAGGACUUGCCAAUCAGAAGGUUGGUGCUUCAAAUCCCCACGACGGGGUGAGCUCAUGUUGCUCGGUCCCUGCUCCUGCCAACCUGUGAUUUUGGAUCCUGUACACUAGCGAGGCAAAUGCGUGCAUGUUUUACUGCGGUUGUAGAAAUUUUAAUUUGAACAAAUUUCCAGUCUUCUCUACUUCCCUCAUGUUAGGUAAGGUAAGGGGACCCCUAACCAUUAGGUCCAGUCGCGGACGACUCUGGGGUUGCUCAGCUUGCUUUAUUGGCCGAGGGAGCCGGUGUACAACUUCCGGGUCAUGUGGCCAGCAUGACUAAGCCGCUUCUGGUGAACCAGAGCAGCGCACGGAAACGCCAUUUACCUUCCUGCCAGAGUGGUACCUAUUUAUCUACUUGCACUUUGACGUGCUUUCGAACUGCUAGGUUGGCAGGAGCAGGGACCGAGCAACGGGAGCUCACCCCGUCGUGGGGAUUUGAAGCACCAACCUUCUGAUUGGCAAGUCCUAGGCUCUGUGGUUUAACCCACAGCGCCACCCGCAUCCGUUCCCUCAUGUUAAAAAAGAACUAAAUAAAUCACAGGUUAGGUUUGGAAAUUUGGGAGGGAAGUUUCAGCUUUGCAAUGUACACACUGGAAAUUUUAAGAAUGCAAGUUGUUUUCUCUUUUGCCAAUUAUUUUUAUUGAUUUUCCAUAAUCUUUAACAAAUGGUCACCAAAUUAAUACAAAUUCAAUUCAAAUUUAAAAGCUGACUUCCCACCCACCCCCUCUAUUUUCCUCCCUCCACAGCUCCCAAUAAAACAACUUUUCCAACUAUCAUUUCAAAAUACAUCCAUCCCCUUCUCCCUACACAUCACCUCCCUACACAUCACCAAUUUCUGCUAUGGCUUUUAUACAUUGUUAUAACCUGUCCUCAAAAUAGUUGAGUGGAGUAAAUCCUCUUCUAUCUAUCUAUAGUAGCCGUUCAUCAAUUUUCAAACAUUUCCUUCUGAUACCUCUUGAGUACCACUUUGCCUAAGAAAAACAGAUCUUGCUUCCUCCCAGACAAGUUCUUACCCAAUGGGACUUAGUGGGCAGCUAGACUGGUGACUGGGAGUGGCCACCGAGACCACAUAACACCAGUCCUGAAAGACCUACAAUGGCUCCUAGUACGUUUCUGAGCACAAUUCAAAGUGUUGCUGCUGACCUUUAAAGCCCUAAAUGGCUUUGGCCCAGUAUACCUGAAGGAGUGUCUCCACUCCCAUUGUUCAGCCAGGACACUGAUGUCCAGCUCUGAGAGCCUUCUGGCGGUUCCCUCCCUGCGAGAAGUCAAGUUACAAGGAACCAGGCAGGGGGCCUUCUCGGUAGUGGCCCCUGCCCUGUGGAACGCUCUCCCAUCAGAUGUCAGGGAUAUAAACAACUAUCUAACGCUUACGAUACAAUACGAUCAUCUUUAUUGUCGUUGUCCCAUAUAGAACAAUGAAAUUGAAAAAAUCUACAUUAGACAUUCAAAAACCAACAAGCCUGCUAUCCCAGCCUGGUUAACCCCCCUAAAAACUCUGAUACCCCAUAAUUAAAUACAAUAUACUCACACAGAGACUACCUUACACUGUGUUUAAAACCAAAAUCGCAUUUGGAUAAAAACUGUUUAGAAGACAUCUGAAAGCAGCCCUGUUUAGGGAAGUUUUUAAUGACUGGUGUUUUAAUGUAUUUUUAAUCUUUUGCUGGAAGCCGCCCAGAGUGGUUGGGGAAACCCAGCCAAAUGGGCGGGGUAUAAGUAAUAAAUUAUUAUUAUUAUUAUUAUUAUUAUUAUUAUUAUUAGCCCUGGGAGGGGUUGGUGGUCAGCUGGAUGUUGUCCGUUGUCCAUCCCACUGGCCAAAGGGCUAAUCUCCUCCUCUUGCCCAUAGCAGCAAGCCAUCUCCAGCCACCUCUGGCACACAGCAUAUCGAGACGAAAAGCAUCUCAGACUGGAAGCCUUCCAGGCCUGUCAGCAUGCCAGCUGCCACGGAAGAUCCACGGAAAGGACCCCGGGCGCUUUCACCCGCCCUUGAACGUUCGCCCAAGGAUCUGGGUGGCAAAGCGGGCGUUGGGGUGGCCCCCCAGAGCAGGCUCAAAGAUCAGCCCCCCAGCAGACCUGCUGCUGAUUCUAGGCAUAAACUGGACGUUAAGGUCUCCAAAGGUAAAAAGUGGCCCUUGCUUUAUUUACUCAUUGCAUCGCCUUUUUGUUCCUUUAUUUAUUCAUUUCAUGAAAUUCAUACAUCGCUUGAUUGUAAACCAACUAACCAACCUCAAAGCAGUUCAGGAAAAAAGAUAAAGCAAUGAAGCUGAGAAACAUUUACAACAAUACUUUAAAACGUACAAAACGUCAACAAACUAAAAGAUUAUUGAAAUUCUCACCAGCCUUUCUAAGCAUCCUGGUAAGCUUGCUUAAAUAAGAAUGCUUUUAGCAGGUGCUUAAAAGAAUACAGUGAAGGCACCUGCUUGAGGUCAACAGGCAGGGAGUUCCACAGUGUAGAUGCUGCCACACUAAAUGAGACUUCUUACCAAUGCGGAACAGGUUGAAUAAUUGAAUCACUGAAUUGUAGAAUUGGAAGGGACCACAUGGGUCAUCUAGUCCAGCCCCCUGCAAUGCAGGACUGUUUUGCCCAACAUGGGUCUUGAACUCAUAACCCUGAGAUUAAGAGUACAGUGGUACUUUGGUUCUCAGACUUAAUCCGUUCUGGAAGUCCGUUCCAAAACCAAGGCACGCUUUCCCAUAGUAAGUAAUGCAAAAUGGAUUAAUCCGUUCCAGACUUUUAAAAACAACCCCUAAAACAGCAAUUUAACAUGAAUUUUACUAUCCAACAAGACCAUUGAUCCAUAAAAUGAAAGCAAUAAACAAUGUACUGCAGUCACACAAUCAAUCAGUAGCUGAACUGGGUUCCACACACUCACAAAAUUAAUUACACGCACUAUAUUCUGUUAGUUUUCUGGGUGGCAAUUUAUGUUUUGUUGAAGCUCAAAUAUAGCACGGAACUGAACAGGUUUGUGUGAACGCUGCCCUUAACUUGCAUACUCUGCUUUGCCUAGUUACAGGUCGGUAGCUGUGCUGGUCUGCCAUAGUUGAAACAAAAUAAAAAGAUUCCUUCCAGUAGCACCUUAGAGACCAACUAAGUUUGUUAAGUUUGUUAUUGGGAUGAGCUUUCGUGUGCACUUAGAAGUGUAUCUGAAGAAGUGUGCAUGCACACGAAAGCUCAUACCAAUAACAAACUUAGUUGGUCUCCUAAGGUGCUACCGGAAGGAAUCUUUUUAUUCUAUUCUGCCUGUGCUGAUUCGCAUGGAGGGUUCUGUGUAAAAGGUUUAUAGCUUAGGGUUACCAGACGUCCCCGGGGAUAGUUCCCGGAUUUGCAAAUCUGUCCCCGGACAAAUUCCAUCCCCAGAAUGUCCCCAGAUUUGCAAAUCUGUCCCCGGACAAAUUCCGUCCCCAGAAUGUCCCCGGAUUUGCAAAUCUGUCCCCAGACAAAUUCCGUCCCCAGAUUUGCAAAUGUGGCAGCGGCAGCCUCAGCAGCCUGGAGCCAGCCUGGUAGCGCAGUUGGCUCUGGCUGGCUUCAGGAGCUGCUCACUGCUCUGGCGCCCGCCAUUCUUCCUGUGCCACGGCAGCAAGCAGCUCCUGAAGCCAGCUAGAGCCAACUGCACUACCAGGCUGGCCCCUCCUGGGCAAAGGCUGCCCGUCCGUGACUCCCAAGCUUUCCCUGAUCUGUCAAAACAAAGGGGGAAGGGGGAAGGAGAUUGGGGAAGACUCGGGAGUCAUGGGCGGUGGCACGCCGUUGCCCAGUUUUUUAAAAAACCUGUGCAUUUAUGUUUCACAGGGUGCGAAAGAAGGGCUUUGCACCUUUAUACAAUAUGCACGUGUGCUUGGGCCCAGGGUCUUUUAUAAUAAAUAAUAAAUUUUUAUUUAUACCCCGCCCUUCCCGGUUAAAAACUGGGCUCAGGGCGGCUAACAACAAAUUUAAAACACUUUAAAACACUGAAUUAUAAAAGUAGCAUAAAAUACAGUAUAAAAACAUGAAUAACAAUAAAAUUCAAAAAUCAAUUAGAUAAUCCCCAGGGCUAGCUGGCUGAAUUGGUCCUACUUGGGCCAGUGAGGAGGUCAGGGGAGAAUUAGCUGUGGGGUCUCAGAGCGGGUAAUCUUCAUAAAAGGGGAGGGGGAAGGAAGAGAAGGGAAAUAAAAGAUCAGGCUGAAUUCAAAUUAAGGGCCAGGCGGAAUAGCUCUGUCUCACAUGCCCGACGGAAGGAGGUUAAAUCCUGAAGGGCCCUGGUUUCAUGGGACAGAGCAUUCCACCAGGUCGGAGCCAUCACUGAGAAGGCCCUGGCCCUGGUGGAGGAUAGUCUGACUUCCUUGUGCCCGGGACCUCUAAACUAUGGUUAUUCAUGGACCUCAAAGUCCUCUGCGGGGCAUACCAGGAGAGGCGGUCCCGUAGAUACGAGGGCCUCACCAUCCCCACUACUGACUCCCUGUUGCUGCUCAGAUUCAUUGAAAAAAAUCUGGUAACCAUAUUAUAGCUGCCUUCUUAUAGUCUCAUUCGUGGAUGAAUUCUUUCUCCAGUGGGAGCUGCAAGCGUUGCGGAAGAGAAAUCAGAAAUGCCAGCGGACUGGAGAUCUCUGCUGAAGCCGGUGGCAAACAGGUGAGUAGGGCAGGAGAAGAGGGGAUUUCGGUUGGGUGGAGAACAUAAGGUUGUGUUUGUGGACACACACAACAAAAGUGUGCCAUAGGCAAUAUAUGGCAAAACAAUUGGUCGAGCAACCAGGAUGGAAUAUUCCAGCAAUCAGGUUUGGAGCUUCAAUGUCCCGCGGAAUAAAUUGUGAAAAUUGAGGAAAUGUAUGCACGACUUAGUCUGCGUAAAUUGCAUUGGUAAAAUUCUGCUUUUAUUGGCAUGGAAAGUUGGUUGAAUGAAUGAAUUUUAUUAUUACGGUCACAGACCAGUUCUGGCUCACUUACACUAUCAGGAAAAUCAUGAAACACAACAGGAAUGCAUUGAAUUGCAAUUGCUAUAACAGAGACAAUACAGAUAUAGCGGCAGUUAAAAAUAUAUAUUAAAUCUUCAUCACUAAAAUAUAACCUAAAAUUGUCAUUUAAAACCUUAAUCAGCUUGUUCCCUAAGUUUUAUGGCAGUCGCACAGAAUUUGGCCACCCUUAACGUGAUCUCUAGAUCCUUGUCCAGGAGUUUUAGACAUUGAAAUUCGGAACCAUUUGGAGAUUUUUGUAUAACAGGAGUGAUAAAUACCAAGCGUAUAUCUCCUUAGAAAUGGCAGCGUAACAAGACAUGAGAGACAAUUUCUACCUCCAUCAAGCCGCAGGGGCAGACUGGUUCCACGUAUGGCUUACCCUCGAAUCUGCCCUGCAAUAAGGCAGAUGGCAGCACAUGGAAAGUUGGUUUGUAUUAGAACAGGGUUUGCAUUAUUUGUCUAGCGCAGGAUAUAAACAGCUCUGUUAAAAGCCCUUUUAGGGUUGUUGGGUUUAGAGGACUUUGGGCUCCUUCUCUCAAUGCUUGCUUCCCUCCUUUUGCAGAGUCCCUGGCGGUGACCCCAGAACCGCUCACAAGCCUGCAGAUGUUCACAAGGCAGCUGUUGACAUAACUCCGAGUCCAGGGCAGAAAGACAAAAAACCAGCUCAUUCAACAACCUCCCCGUCGAAUCAGGAAACUGGUAUGAUAGCAUUGUAAAGGCAAUAAGUGCAGCAGCAGGGCAGUUUGUAUAGAAUUCGGCAUAGAAACUGUGAUUUGAACCGCCUUAGCAAGUAUCCAGUCCUCAUUGAGGCUGUCGAAAAACCUAAAAAUGGGGGGUUUGUCCCUGUAGAAAGCCCAGAUCCCCCCCCCCAAAUGUGUCCCUGGGCACUUUGUGCUAAUGCAGAUUUAAGAACAUAAGGAGAACUUACUGGAUCAGGCCAAUGGCCCAUCUGGUCUGCCAUCUUGUUCUCACAGUGGCCAACCCAGUGUCUACAGAAAACCCUCAAGCAAGAUUCGAACACAAGAGCCCUUUCUCCUCCUGUGGUGUCCAGCAGCUGGUAUUCUCCUAGCCAGUAGCCACGGAUAACAAGCUCCUCCGUGCAUUUGCCUAAUCCUCUUUCAAAGCCAUCCCAGUUAGUGGCAGGGAGUUCCACAGUUUAACAAUACACUGCACGAAUAAGCAUUUUCUUUCAUCUGAAGCAAUUUCAUAGCUCACCAGUCAACCGCUAGACAGAACGCUACACUUAGAAAUAUUGGACCAGCCAACCAGCAGCAUCUAAGGAUGCUUAAAUUGAUCAGCUCCAUAUAUUAGACAUUCAGCUUCAUAAAAGAUGGAAGAACUGGUUUGCCGCAGUAGCCUUGAGUACUAUCAGUUUGUGCAUAGUGGAGAAUUUGUGUGGUCUGGGUCUCAGAGGUCCCUCUUGGCAGGAUUAAGCUGUGUUGUGCCUGUUUUUCUUCCUUCAUGUUCCCCCCCCCCGCCCCCCCGGUUUUGGGAUAGUUAUUUUUAAAGAAAAAACAACAACCCAUGUUAUGCUUGUCUAUUUGUUUUAAUUCUGUUGUGUUCUUAACUUUUGGAAGUCACCCUGAGAGAGCUUUUGAAGCGUGGCAUUUGAGUUCCUCAAAAUAUGUAACCCUUAGGUUGGACGGGCAAAUGGGCAAGUUUUUUUAGGAGGUGGGAUUUCCACACGGGAAGCAAGCUUGAAAAACUCAUUGAGCAAACGGUUUUUCAAGAUGUCUUCGGAGGAGCCCGUUUCCUGCAAGUCUACCGCUCCUGCGCAUGAGUGUACGGCAAAACCCCGAAAAUAUACCGUAUUUUUUUGUUCCAUAAGACACACAUUUUUCCUCCUAAAAAGUAAGGGGAAAUGUCUGUGUGUCUUAUGGAGCGAAUGCGUGUUCCCUGGAGCCGAAUUGCCCAGGGAUGAAAAGCAGAUUGUGCUUUUUUUUUUUUAAGAAAGAGGGAAGGAUUGUUGAAACAAAGCCGCUGAGCAGCUGAUCGGCAAGCGAUCGGGAGGGAGAUAAGGAACUCUAGCGAUAAAGGAGGCUGCCUGGGACGGGGGAGGUAAAAGCCCAUGGAUCCUCAGGAUUUUUGCAUUGGGUCACCCCAAAUUCACCAUCAGAUCACAUAGCAUGUCCAUGGCUACAACCUGCACCAAAAAAAAAUCACGCACCCACUGUUGCCUGGGGCCGCAAUGGUGCAAAAACAUGGUUACAAAGCACGGAUCCACAUGGAUUCUCAGGAUUUUUGCAUUGGGCUACCCCAAACUCACUGUCAAAUCACAUGUCUGUGGCCACAACAUGAACCACAAAAAUCAUACAUCCACUGUUUUGUUCAGAAUAUUUUUUUCUUGUUUUCUUCCUCUAAAAACUAGGUGCGUGUUAUGGUCAGGUGCAUCUUAUGGAGCAAAAAAUACGGUACUUCCGGGUUUGCCGCUCACGUAUCCCGAAGUUUACCGGAGGGAUACGUAAGCGGAGGUACGACUGUAUACAUUUUUUCAUUGCAGCUUCACCAGUUGAUCAGCUGCCAAAGAAAAAACUGCUGGUGCCUCCCGCGGAUAUUUCCAGUGGCUGGAGGUCCCCCAAGCAGCAGUGGGAGGAUAUUGCCACAACCAAAAAGGCCGAGGGGCUGAGCCCCUCCAGGAAGGCCAUUGCGCCCGGUAGGUUUCUGCCUCCUCACUGGACUGGCUUAUGUGUCAUGCUAAGCCACGGUUUAGCCUCGCCGUGGAGAACUUCUGACCUGCGGGCCAAAUGUUGUCUCCAGGACUCCUUUAUAUGGCCCUUGGUGUCAUGGAAUUCUACUCAAUAUUGAUCCAGAAUAGAUUUCAAUGUAUAGUUAGCAGAGAAACCACUUUAACACGUUGCAGGAUUCCCCAAAAAUAGAUCAGAGGCAAUUUAAAGAAGUUUUUAAUGUUUGAAGUUUUAUUCUGUUUUUAGUUUUCUGUUGGGAGCUGCCCAGAGUGGCUGGGGAAACCCAGCCAGAUGGGUGGGGUACAAAUAAUAAAAUUAUUAUUGUUAUUAAUAUUAAUACUUCAUCCAGAAGAGCUUUACUGCUACUAAAGGCAAAUGAGCAUAAUAGUCACAAAUCCAAUACAUUCAGGACUGGCAUUGUCCAUAAGAAAUCCAGACAUAACAUAAACUUACAAUAACUUAUAAUAAGUCUAAACCUUAACACUAUAUACAGAACACCACACCAGAAGGAAAAAAGCGAGAGAUCGAAAGUGAAACCGAGGCUCGUUCUGGCCUGAAUUUUAUAGUCAGCAUGACCUUGACAGAAAGAGAUAACCAGUUUAAGCCAGCUGUACUCAGCUUCUCUGAAGGAAUAACCCAAACAUCAGGAACCUUCUGCUUGCUUCUUUCACACAGAGCAGCUUCCAGAAGCCUUUUGAAUUAAGUAGAAUAGGAAAGACCUCUACACAUCAGAUCAAUACUUUCUGUACUAAGAAAUGCAAACUGACACUUGGGGCCAGUGGAGUCUUUCCCAGCCUUACCAAGAAACUCCAAAGAUUGGACCCUCUGCAUGCUAACUGAGAUACAGAGGUGCCUUGGUUCUCAAACGCCGAAAACCCGGAAGUUACGGUUUUCGAACAUUUUUCGGAAGCCAAACGUCUGAUGCGGCUGUCAGCUAUUGUUUCCGGGGCACCUGGACCAACCAGAAGCUGCACCUUGGUUUUCAAACAUUUCAGAAGUCAAAUGGACUUCCGGAACAGAUUAAGUUUGGUGCUUUUGUUUUUGCUAUUUAUUUUGCGUUUUUGAGGCUUUUUUGGUUCAUUUAUUUUUGUGACCGUGUGGAACCCAAUUCAGCUACUGAUGGAUUGAUUGUGUGACUGCGGAAAUGGAUAAAAGUCCACCAUCCAAACAAUGACUAUCAUCAGUGCAGGGAAGAAUUUUUAAAAAUUCAUAAUAAAAUUCAUAGUAAAUUGCUGUUUUAGGGGUUGUUUUUAAAAGUCUGGAACAGAUUCAUCCGUUUUGCAUUACCAAGCGCACCUUGGUUUUGGAACGCUUUGGUUUUGGAACGGACUUGCGGAACGGAUUAAGUUUGAGAACCAAGGCACCAUUUUACAGCCCUGCAGUUCUGCAUUUCCUUACCUGGGAGCAAGACCUAUCGAACAUGGUGGGGCUUGCUUCUGAGUAGACAUGAACUGGGUGGUGCUGCCCGUUCAUCUAAGAGGCUUUCCUUUUUCCUCUCUUCCCAGUGAGGCCGUCUCCUCCUAGAGUCCUCCAGAAGUCUCCGACCGGUCAAGCGGUGUCUCCCUCAAAGGUACAGCCAGGAGUGAAGAAAGGCAGUUUUGUGCAGGGAUGGGGAGGCCUCUAGCCCUCAUCCAGGAGCAGUGGGACUCCGAAUCCCAUCUGCACCUGCCGGCAUGGCCAGCGGUCAUGGGUGAUGGAGUCUACCAGCAGGUCUUCUGCAGGCAUCCCAUCUCUGAUGUUAGGGGUGAAGAGGCUCAGAUUUGCUCAAGGCCAUUGGUGUGGGCCAAUAUUCUGGUCCCCCCCCCAUAUAUAUAUACAUACCGUAUUUCUCGCCCUAUAGGACGCACUUUUUCCCCUCCAAAAAUGAAGGGGAAAUGUCUGUGCGUCCUAUGGGGCGAACACAGGCUUUCGCUAAAGCCUGGAGAGCGAGAGGGGUCAGUGCGCACCGACCCCUCUUGCUCUCCAGGCUUCAGGAAGCUUUCUGCAAGCCGUGGGAGCCCGGCGGGAAGUCGCGCCGGGCUCCCAAGGCUUGCGGACAGCAGCCUGCAGCCCGAAACCCGGGGAGCACAGCGGAGCACGCCCCAGGCUUCGGGCAGAUAUCUGCAAGCCUGGGGAGACCGGCAGGAGUUCCCACCGGUCUCCCCAGGCUUGCGGAUAGCAGCCUGUUCUGGGGGCUGGGGUCGGGGAAAGCUCAGGCUUCCCCAGCCCCGCGCCUGGGGGGAAAAUAAUUUUUUUUUCUUUAUUUCCCCCCCCCAAAACUAGGUGCACCCUAUGGGCCAGUGCGCCCUAUAGGGCGAAAAAUACGGUAAUUAGUUUUUUAACGUAUCAUUUUCAACAAUUAUUAAACAUACUUUUAUAUCUUAUAAAUUUUUUUUUACUUCCAUCAAUCACAUCUGAAAAUUUUCCAAUCUUUUCACUUAAUUUACAUUUCUUACUUUCACUAUUACAUUUAAAUAUCAUAACUAAUGUCUCUCUUUGCAAUAUUUCAUAUAUUUCUCCUUACAAAACUUCUUGUAGUCCUACUAGCGUAAUUCGUUGAUUGUAGUUGCUCUUCAAACAGUUCGUAUAUUUCUUCCAAUCUUUUGCAAAUCUCUGGUCCCGCAGGUUUCAAAUCCUUCCUGUCAUUUUAUCCAAUUCUGUGUAGUCCAUUAAUUUUGUCAGCCAUUCUUCUUUCGUCGGUACCGUUUCUCAGCCCGACGUGCCUCACAGGGACGUUGUGCGGAACAGAAGGUGGCAGACUCUCCUUUACUGGAGGUUUUCGAGCACAGGACAGGCGGCCAACUGCCAGGGAUUCUUGAGCUAUGAUUCUUGCAGUGGGGUUGGUCUAGAUUUCCCUUGGGGGUCCCUUACAGUUCUGCAAUUCUGUGAGGAUAACGUGGAGGAAGAGAACCGGAUGAUUCUGCUCCGAGGUCCCUCCUUAACGGUAAGGAUUAUAUUGUUGUAUGACGUGCAGGAUAAAGUUCGGCUGUUUUUUUUUCAUUUCAGCGCCACCCAGACUAUAUCCCUGAGGAGGAAAUCCAGAAGGAAGUCCGGCAGAUCGAAAAGGAUUUGGACAAGCUGGAGCUCAAAGGGGUAGAGAUGGAGAAGCAGCUGAGGAACUGCGAGGGAGGUGAGGCGGGCCCAGGUGUCUUUGGGGCGGAGAGGCGACUGCAGUCCCCCACUGUGGGAUUAGUUAUUCUUAGUAUGGGAUACAGUGGUACCUUGGUUCUCAAAUGCCUUGGUACUCAAACAACUCAGUUUUGAGUGUUACGCUUCUGAUUUGAGUGCCACACUUCCGUUUUGAGUGUCUGUCUGUUUUUGCUAUUUACAGUGGUACCUCGCAAGACGAAAAACUCGCAAGACGAAAAACUCGCAAGACGAAAGAGUUUUUCGUUUUUUGAGUUGCUUCGCAAGACGAAUUUCCCUAUGGGCUUGCUUCGCAAGACGAAAAACGAAAAAAGCGAAAACGUCUUGCAAGUUUGUUUCCUUUUUCUUAAAACCGUUAAUACCCAGGGUGACUUCAAGGAGCAACUCAUAGCACGCGGUGUGGUAGCCUUUUUUGAGGUUUUUGAAGACUUUGGUGAUUUUGAAGACUUUGGGAAACCGUGCUUCGCAAGACGAAAAAUUCGCAAGACGAAAAAACUCGCAGAACGAAUUUAUUUCGUCUUGCGAGGCACCACUGUAUUUGGGUUUUGUGGCUUUUUGUCUGUGUGUGUGACUGUGUGGAACCCAGUUCAGCUACUGAUUGAUUGAUUGUGUGACUGCUGUACAAAAGUUUAUUGCUUUCGUUGUAUGGAUCAAUGGUCUCGUUAGAUAGUAAAAUUCAUGUUAAAUUGCUGUUUUUGGGAUUGUUUUUAAAAGUCUGGAAUGGAUUAAUCUGUUUUGCAUUGCUCUCCAUGGGAAAGCGUGCCUUGGUUUGGGAACGCUUUGGUUUUGGAACGGACUUGCAGAACGGAUUAAGUUUGAGAACCAAGGCACCACUGUAUAUGAAAUGUUGAAGCUUUUCCUUCGGGAUGCUGCCCAUGGUUUGUUUGGCGGGGUCUGAGAUGUCCCCCAUUCAAGCCCCAAUUGGCUCUAAGAUUUCUAUAUUCCCGGAAGCCAGAGUUUAUCAAACCUCUGGCAGCCUCCGAAGCGAAGAGCUCAGAGGUUUCUUUGGUCUUGCGUCUGCAGAUGACAGCGAGGAUGCCUUGAUGGUAGAAUGGUUCAAGCUGAUCCAUGAGAAGCAGCUGCUGCUGCGGCGGGAGUCUGAGCUGAUGCACAAGUAAGUGAAACCGGAGAAUUGCAGAAUCGUAGAGGUCCUCAAGUAGGACCCUGGCAGAGACACAUGCCCAACUGGCAUGUUCCCUCCCUUCUGGUCGAUCGUUCAGGAGCUUCAUAAGCUUUCUUCUGCCCAAACAUCACAGCGGCCGAUGCCAACAGACACCGACACACUUAGGGACCGGCAGAGUUUGUGCAACUUGUGUGACAGACCUCAGCAACUCAGCAUUUUGGCUAAUCUACUUUAUUUACAUAUAAACACACACUGAGCACUGUAACAUGGCUCCCUCUCUCUCUAGCAUCAGACAGCAAAGAGAAAAUGAACAAAGGACAAUAGUCCCACUUCACGGAACACAGUAACACAAACAUCCUGUCUCCAUCACUUCCCACUCUGUGGAGUCAAAAUAUACACCGUCAUGUGAUAGACAACAAUCCCAUGACUGCAAUCAUGGAGCAGGAAUUCUAACAGGCUCAUCCAGUCCAGCCCCCUGCAAAGCAGGAUCACAGCUAAGGUCUGGAAAAGUUUGCCCAUUUCUCAGCAGGGGCGGGGUAUGUGUGUGUGAUGGGAAAGUGGCUGCAAAGAUGGUAUUCAGCCUGUCAGCUGAUAUCCUUCCCUCUGCUGGAUUUUUCAAAUCUGGCAGAUUAUUGAUGUGUUUAUAACCGUAUUCACAUACCGCUCUUCACUAAUAAAAAAUAAAAAAUGAAAACAAGAAGGAUCAGAGUGGCUUAGAACAAUUGCACAUUCAAAACCAUACAAUGGAAAGCACAAAAAGAAGUGUAAAGAGCUGUUGGAAUCGUCCCUCAAGUACAGCCGAGGGCAGUACAUUCAAUUUUGCGAUUGUAAAAGUGUGUCUAUAUUUUUGAAUUGCCAGGUUAUGCAGAUAGGGUGCCAGAGGGUCAAAAUGGGAAGGUGGAAAAUAGUCAUACCAUGGGCAAAAUUUCCUGAUCAUGGCCAGGUUGUUUUGAUGCUGAUAUCAUUUCUCGCUAACCUUCUUCCCCCUCCUUUCUUUGGAAACCGACAGGAUGAACCAACAGAAGCUGGAGGAAAAGCAGUGGGACAUUGAGAGCGAGCUAAGGAGCCUCAUGAGCAAAUCUGGUGGGUCCUCCGCCUUUCUCUAGAGACUCUUUUUUAAGAAAGUGUUUUCCCCUCCCCUUUCCCUUUGCUCUGAUCCAGUACAGGUGACUCAUGUCUUGUGUUGCUUUCACUUUGUGCAGGUGAAAAAUACAUACAUACAUACAUACAUACAUACAUACAUCUUCUUCUUCUUUGGCGAUCACUCGUGGCCAAGUAAGAUUGUCUUCCAUGAACACAAUCUUAACAAUGAGUCCGUAAGUGACUGUGGAGGCCAAUUCUGGAUCCACACGUCCUUCCACAGUGGAGACAUAGGUUUCCGUGCGGGAGUUGAUCACGGUGAGGGUUUGCCAAAUGUGCCUUCCUCUUAGCACAUUUCUCCCUUGCGUUCUGAGUUUGAGUGUCUUCAAAGUCCACAACACCUUUGGUAAAGGCUGUUCUCCAAUUGGAGCGCUCGGAGGCCAGUUUUUCCCAACUGUCAAUAUUCAUUCUACAUUUUUUUAGAUUUGCCUUGAGACAGUCUUUAAACCUCUUUUGUUGACCACCAGCAUUACGCUUUCCAUUUUUAAGUUCAGAAUAGAGUAGUUGCUUUGGAAGACGAUCAUCAGGCAUCCACACAACAUGACCAGUCCAACGAAGUUGAUGUUGAAGAAUGAUUGCUUCAACACUGGUGGCAUUAGUUCACCUGUCUUCCCAAGUGAUAUGUAAGAUUUCUCGGACACACCAUUGAUGGAAUCUUUUGAGGAGUUGGAGAUAGCGUUUAUAAGUGGUCCCUGUUUCUCAAGCAUAUAGUAAGGUUAGUAGUACAAUAGCUUUGUAAGCAAGCAUUUUGGUUUCCCUGCGAAUGUCCUGGUCCUCAAACAUGAAAGCUGCACUCACAGAACUCAGGCGAUACAUACAUACAUGGAGAGCAGGGAAACCAAACCCUCAUGGAAGCUACAAGUUGCCUGCACAUUUUGCCAGGAACACCAGCUCCACUGUCCCUCAGACCUUGUGCGGGGCUGGACUAUAUUUUUUGGGGGGAAAUGAAUGAAUUCCUAUCCCCCACAAAUAACCCAGAGAUGCAUUUUAAAUAAAAGGGCACAUUGUACUCAUGUAAAAACACGCUGAUUCCCGGAUUGUCCGUGGGCCGGAUUUAGAAGGCGAUUGGGCCGGAUCCGGCCCCCAGGCCUUAGUUUGCCUACCCAUGUUGUAAUGUCUUGGGACCUUGGGGUCAAGGACAGGUGAUAAAUUUAUUAUAAAAUUAUUAUUUAUUACAACUAAUUUAUUAACUUCCUUCUAAAGCAGCACCUCAAGGCGAUUUACACAUAAGGUAAAAAACAAUUAAAGUUCAAAACACGGCAGCAGCAAAUGCAUUUAAAAUAUGACUGGAACUCUUAACAAGCGGAUACUCAUGGUAGAGAUCUACUGGGUGAAUAAGGGGCAAGACCAUCUGCGGCUUCCUCUGUACUCCCAUGUCUUCCUCCAUUCCUUCCCGACUUCAUCUCAUUCUGUUCUUUCGCCACUCCUCCAAUGGAAGACACAUUUGUCCUUUCAGUUUUCUUUUCCGUUCUCCUGCCAUCACUGUCGCCACUCGAAUCCAGGACACGGGGACGGACUUUUGCAUGCCUUCCCUCUUGGCAAGCCCUGCCAGCCACCUCCCCCCAACCACUGCCACUGCCACUGCCCCACUUACAGCUGUGUGAAUGUUUCGUGAGCCAAUUAAUGGUAAUGGCAUGUCCCAUUUCCCUUCCCCCUGUUGCUCAGAGUUCUCGAAGACGCCCAGGGAGAAGGCCCGCGAGGAGGAGCUGCUGGCGUUGUACGUGGCCACGGUCAACGACCGGAAUAAAAUCGUGGAGGACCUGGAUGAAGACCGACUCAGGUGCGCAAAGGCCUUUCAGGCAGGGGGUGGGGGAGAAGGCUGUGGCUGUGCAUUGCCUUGACUCUGUUGCCUAUCCCUCACCAUCCUGGAGAAAAAGGACAAGUGAGGUACUGUAGGGUUAUGUCCUGGACCCGUUGUUGUUCAACUGUCAGACUUCAGGGAAUCGGCUUUCUCCCUGCCUGCUGCCCACCCAGCAGCAGAUAAGCAGAACAAAAGGAGUCUUCUAACCAGUUAGAACCUUUAAUGAUCAUAGCGAGAGAACAAAGGACCCAUCUCCUAGAAUGGCGGUGCUCCCAGUUAAGGAUUACACCCCCUUAAUCUACGUCACUCCUACAUCUUGUUUGUCCCCUCUGCUUUCUGUUCUGCCACUGUCUCAGCCCUUCUUGACCUUGGGGAGAGUGGAUGAAUGCUUUCCAGAGACAGUGAAUCUGUUAAGCCUCUCUCUUCCAGUGUCUCUUCUCCUAGCUGUUCCCCAUCCAGUAUUUCCCAGCUUCUGCCUUCUGUUUUUUUUAAAUGAUAUUUAUUAAGAAUUUUAAAGUUACAGAAAAAACAAAAAAGAAAAAGAAAAAACAGAAGAAAAACAAACCGCAAUCAAACAAUACAAAUUGAUAAAAAUCAAAAUAAAAAAAAUAAGAACAAAGCACGUAGCACAACACAAUCAAAAAACAAAAAUAAGCCACAAACAUUUAAAAAAACAAGUCCAAUAUUCUCAAAUCCUUGACUGUCAUUACCUUCUUUCUUUGACCUCCUCACUCCUCCCUUUUUUUGUAUCCUAGUUGUUAAUUGUCACAGCAAAUCCUUUCCAUUUUUCAUAAUAUUCUGUCAUUACAUUACCUUAAUCUAUUUUAACCUUAUCUUACUAUAAAAGACCCUAAAACUUAAAACUUAGAUCUUAUUUAUACCAAUUUCUCAUAACCAUAACAUAUUCUUACAUAAUUCUUUUAACAUUUUUGCUAAAGCCAGAUAAUUUUGUUCCAACAUUUUUCUAACAUUCAUCAAUUUUAUAAAGCAAUCCUAAUAAAUUUUUUCCCCCUUCCAAUCUUCAUCCAGCGUCUCUUCCUCCUGGUCCCGGGUUUUGUCAGUCCUUUCUAUCCUAUCAAUCUAGCGCAUUAACCUGGUAAUCUUAUGUCCGAGGCCCUUAAGUCUCUUCCAUGUCCCUUCCGCGGCUCUUCUUCAUAUUUAUACCUGUACUUUACUUUGUCUCCUGCUCCUUUCACUCGUGGGAACUCCCAACUUGACAGUGUUUUUGACCCUUCUCAACAAAUCAGUCCCUUUUCCAUAUUCCACACUAAACUCCAUGUGGUAUUUAAAAACAUGUUUCAAAGUCCCUCCAGAAUUAAGAGCCCCCACAACCCCAAACAUCUCACGGCCCAUUGCCAGACUUGAAAAGUCCAAACAUCCCUGCAUAGGGGGGUCUAUCCAACCCCCCAUUUCCAAACCAAACCAAACUUUAUCUUUCCAAAUCUGGCUUUUUCCAAGUUCAUUUGUCAGAUCCAAGAGCUCAUGUUCCUGCUGAGCCACAGCUCCCUCCAUCUCUGGCGCCCGAGGUUCAGCAACAUCCUCUUCCUUCAUCUGAUCUGUCAGAGCACACUCCUGAUUUGAUUCCUGGGUGGGCUCUAUAUAGUUUCCCACUACCUGUCCAAAAUUUCUGAUCGCAGCAGUCAUCAAGUCCGUCUUCUCAUGUAGCUGUUCCAGUAGGGCCCCAGCUUCUGCCUUCUGAACCACGUCCCUCUGCAAGCCACUGUUCCAAAUCUAUACUGCCCUCCUGCUCCUGGGAAGAUUCAGGAUCCUGAUCAGGGCAAUGGCCUUAAAAAAUUAGAGAACGGGAAUCACAGUGAUCGGCGCAGGGUCGUGCGUGUUCUGCAACCUAACCAUAUGCAAAGAGAGCAAGUAGAUGCAUGGUGUUGGGUUGAAAUCACGACAGACGAAUGGUUUGCAUAAUCUGUGCCAGCUGCAAAAACCGACUUUUAUUGGCACAGAAAAGUUGUUGACCUUAAGGACAGGUGAGGCAGUGGAAUAAUAAUAAUAAUAAUAAUAAUAAUAAUAAUAAUAAUAAUUUAUUUGUACCCCGCCCAUCUGGCUGGGUUUCCCCAGCCACUCUGGGCGGCUUCCACAGAGACCAAAAAUACACUAAAAUGUCACACAUUAAAAUCUUCCCUGAACAGGGCUGCCUUAAGAUGUCUUCUGAAUGUCAGGUGGUUGUUUAUCGCUUUGACAUCUGGUGGGAGGGCAUUCCACAGGGCGGGGGCCACUACCGAGAAGGCCCUCUGCCUGGUUCCCUGUAGCUUUGCUUCUCGCAGUGAGGGAACCACCAGAAGGCCCUUGGUACUGGACCUCAGCGUCUGGGCAGAACGAUGGGGGUGGAGGGUCUUUCAGGUAUACUGGGGGUGGAGGGUCCUUCAGGUCUACUGGGCCAAGGCCGUUUAGGGCUUUAAAGGUCAGCACCAACACUUUGAAUUGUGCUCGGAAACAUACUGGGAGCCAGUGUAGGUCUUUCAAGAUUGGUGUUAUGUGGUCUCGGCAGCCGCCCCCAGUCACCAGUCUAGCUGCCGCAUUCUGGAUUAGUUGUAGAAGAAGACCCCUGGAGGGGCACUGCCAGUCAGUGAAGACAGAACUGAGUUAGAUAUGGCCCCAAGACUCAGUGCAAGGAGUCUCGCAGCUGUAAGGGAGAUGCCUCCCCACGUGUGAGAAGGCAGGAACUGAACUCGGGGCCUUUGACAUGCGAAGGUGAUGCUCUGCUGCUGAACUCGGACCCCUCCCAUCCUCUCCAGUCUUGGCGCUUCAGGGCUCUGUCGGUUCCUCCCUUCCCUGUGUAGGAGUGGAACAGGCUGCAGAGUUGGGCUGCCUGCCUCUUCUUUCCAUUUUUGCCUCCCUGCCUUUUCCUGUUUCUCAAGAGGAAGCCCCUUCAGGAAAAGGAGGCAGGACUUCUUAAUAGAGGGCCCUGCGUUGAGGAAGCCCUCUUGGCCUCAGCAUUUUCUGAGAACGGCCAACAAGCUCCCACGGUGGGUCUUUACUUGCUUCUUCUGCCAAUCGAGGUUCAUAGGGUCCGGCUCCUUGGCAAGCCUUUUGGAGUAAUUAGGAACCGUCUUAGUUUCUGGCCGCUGUUUCCUUGUCGGUCCAGGUCUUUUCGCCCCAAGCUCCGAAAGAAUUUGCUGACUAGGCAGGUGGGGAAGAGGCUACGUUGCCAGCCUGGUAUUUCUCUCCCCUGCCCCCCCAACCCCCCCAAAAAAAAACUUUCUGUGACCCAAAUCAAAACUUUGCUGAGUUAAACCGAAGGGCUUGCUUCAAUUGAAAAAGACUUGCAAAUGAGUGUCAGGGAGGAGGCAAGGGUCCCUGCUGGGUCUCUGCUUGAGUCUCUGCUCGCCUCUUUGGACGAAUGAGCAGAACAGGAACUCCUGCAGGACGACAACGGGCAGCCUCCUCUGGGAAACAAAUCAUCCUGUGCCUCCGAUAGAAGAAUGAUCUGAUGAUUUGCGCCACAGAGACAUGGCAGAAUUAGCCAAUCCCAGCAACAGUUGAUUGGAAAGAGGCAUGUCUGCUGUAGGGAAUCAUGCAGAGAGGCGGUAAACAACCUCCUGACUUUUCUUUGCCUCCUGCCUCCUUGAUUAGUUUUUUGAGGAGAUGGCUUUCUUGAUAGAAACAGGGGAGAGGGAAGGAGCUGAAAUAGUAGAAUGUGCCCUGCUCCUUUGAAACGUAGGGUCUGGCUUGGCUGAGCUGAGCCAAGGGUCAUUCCUGACCUUUAUGAAGCCAAGAGUCCUCAUCUAUCUAAGUUGCAUAGUUCAGUGCUCUGUUCUCCAUAGCGUUCAAGCUGCUGAAACAUCUGGAGUGCAUUUGCUCUCUCCUCCCCUUUUCAACUGUCUGUCUUUCCUUCCUCAGGGAAAUUGAAGAAGAUGAAGUGAUAGCGGCCAUGAUCCAAAAGCUUGGUAAGCCUGAUCUGCGAUAUUUUUGGGGGGGAAGCCUUGGGGGAAGCCUUGUCCUUGGAUAAGACCAGGUGUGCUGGGUCAGAUCUGGACCACAUUCACAACACACAUUUAAAGCAAUAUCAAUCAAUCAUUUUAUCUGCAUGCUGCCUUUCCAAAGUUCAAACCAUGCUCAAGGCGCAGCUUACAACAUAUAUAUAUAUAUAUAAAACCACAUAGCUACACACAGAGCAAAAGUAGUCAUGACCGAUAAACAAAGCAUCAAAAGGUACACAGCCUGCUUACACGAUCGCCACAUAAAUUUUGAGAUCCAAAAGAAAGAUGCAAAAACUUCCUGCAACAACUUCCCCGAAGCAAUACAGUGGACGCUCGGGUUGUGAACGUGAUCCGUGCAGGAGGCACGUUCGCAACCCGCAGCGCCGUGUCUGCGGAUGCGCAGGUUGCGAUUCGAUGCUUCUGCGCAUGCGCGAUCGCCAAAACCCGGAAGUAACCCGUUCCGAUACUUCCGGGUUUCGGCGCGUCCGUAAUCCGAAAACGUGCAACCUGAAGCAUCUGUAACCCGAGGUAUGACUGUAAUCUGUUUGGCAGCCUCAGCUUUUGCAGCUGGAGUCAGUCCAGGCCCUAGGAGGAAACAAGACCAAUAGAAGCCCAGAUGGUGUUCUCCAUGUGGUGGUGUUGGACUCCAACUCCCAUCAGCCCCCAGCCAGGGAUGAUGGGAGUUGUAGCAGGCACCAUGCAGCCUGUCCCUCCCAUAGAUAACAACCUUCCUGGUUUGAGGAGUCAGGUGAUCUUGGGAAUCCAGUCUUGAGUCCUUUCCUGCAUUUACACUCCAUAAUCUAUCGCACCCCUUGAUCGCAACCACAUCUGCACUCUUGUUCAGUUAUGCAAAGGUGCGUACAGUGGUACCUCAGGUUAAGAACUGAAUUUGUUCUGGAGGUCCGUUCUUAACUUGAAACUGUUCUUAACCUGAAGCACCACUUUAGCUAAUGGGCCUCCUGCUGCCGCCAUCAUGCAAUUUCUGUUCUCAUCCUGAAGCAAAGUUUUUAACCCGAGGUACUAUUUCUGGGUUAGGGGAGUCUGUAACCUGAAGCGUCUGUAGCCCGAGGUACCACUGUAUUGUUUUUCUCGCCCUCUGCAGAUGUGCCCCGUAACACCCAGGAAAGUGAAAAGAAGAAAACGAAAUUCGGCUUAUUCCAUAUGUUGAAGAUAAAGAACAAGGCGGAAGACUGAAGUAUCUUCGGAGAGACGGAGAGUCCAUUUGCUGUCGGUGAUGGAGUAGCCAUUCCGUUUCUGUUUUCUGCUUUAGGAGAGUAAAAGCCAUUUGGCCAAAAAAAGAAAAGAAAGAAGAAAAAAGGAAGCUGAAGAAUCGAACAAGGGGUUUAUUCAAAACCUGGAAAGUGGACAGUCAGGGAUGGAGUGUCCCUGGUCCAGAUCCUCAAACUGAACAGGCCUUGAAAGCCAACUUGAUGGACUCAUUGGCAUCAUUUGGAGAGCAAAUGUGAUCAUUGGCUGGUGUUUCUCUGUACACUAGUCUGUCUGGAGAAUCCUAGUCCAGCCUAGAGCAAUUCAGGAACUCUGUUUAGGACCAGUUUCUUCCUCCUCUGCUACCAAGAGAGUACAGUGGUGCCUUGGUUCUCAAUCUUAAUCCGUUCCGGAAGUCCGUUCCAAAACCAAAGCAUUCCAAAACCAAGGCGCACUUUCCCAAAGAAAGUAAUGCAGAACGGAUUAAUCUGUUCCAGACUUUUAAAAACAACUCCUAAACCAGCAAUUUAACAUGAAUUUUACUAUCUAACGAGACUAUUGAUUCAUAAAAUGAAAGCAAUAAACAAUGUACUGCAGGCACACAAUCAAUCAAUCAAUCAGUAGCUGAACUGGGUUCCACACAGUCACAAAACAAAAAAGCCGCAAAAACAAAAACCCAAAUAUAUAGCAAAAACAGACAGACCUCAGUGUGGCACUCAAAUUGGAAGCGUAACACUCAAAACGGAGCACGUUUGGCUUCCAAACUAAGUUUGCAAACUGAAGCACUUUCUUCUGGGUUUGCAGUGUUUGGGUUCCAAGUUGUUGUGAGUACCAAGGAGUUUGAGAACCAAGGUACCACUGUAAUUGGGCAUGGAUGUAGAGCUGCCAGAAACCUUAUGGCUCCCCCAAAGAAUUCUGGGAAGUGUAGUUUGUUAAGGGUGCCGAAGGCUCUUAGGAGGCCCCUAUUCCCCUCACAGGGCUACAAUCAAGAGGAUUGCAAACCCACUCAGAGCCUGGUUCACACCACACAUUUAAAGCACUAUCUUACCUCUUUAAACAGUCCUGGCUUCUCCCGAAGGAUUAUGGGAGCUGUGGGAUUCUUGAUGGGUGCUGAGAGUUCUUAGGAGCCCCCCUGCUACAUUUCCCAGAGUGGUUCAACAACGGUCACCAUACAUUUAAACCACUGUCAUAGACCCUUAAUUUUUUAAGCAUCCCCCAAAGAAUUCUGGGCAUUGUAGUUUGUUCAGGAUGCUGGGAACUACAAUUCCCAGAACUACAAUUCCAAGACUUCCCUGGGAAGAGGAAGACACUCUGGGAAUUGUAGCUCUGGGAGGGGCAGUACCGGAUUUACGUAUGAGCUAAACAAGCUAUAGCUUAGGGCCCCACUCUCUUGGGCCCCCAAAAAAUUAAAGGGAAAAAACUGGAUGCACAUUUCCAAAAUAUAAGAUAAAAACAAAUAAAAUAAAACCUACAUCCAGCAACAGUGGUUUAUGUUGUGUAGGCUCCUAUGAUGUAAGUCAUGGGCCCCGCCUGCUAGCCUGCUCCCUAAAGUAUCACUGGUUUGCUCCUUUCUAUAUAUAGGGUGCCUACAUUCUGCAUGGACUGGUUGCAUGGCAACAUGGGCAAAUGGCUUGAGAUACCUAUUAAAGGUAAAGGUAAAGGUACCCCUGACCGUUAGGUCCAGUCGCGGAUGACUCUGGGGUUGUGCGCUCAUCUUACUCUAUAGGCCAAGGGAGCUGGCGUUUGCCCGCAGACAGCGAACCAGAGCAGCUCACGGAAACGCCGUUUACCUUCCCGCUGUAGCGGUACCUAUAUCUACUUGCACUUGACGUGCUUUCGAACUGCUAGGUUGGCAGGAGCAAGGACUGAGCAACGGGAUCUCACCCCGUUGCGGGGAUUCGAACUGCCAACCUUCCGAUCGGCAAGCCCUAGGCUCUGUGGUUUAGACCACAGCGCCACCUGUGUCUCAUAAGAUACCUAUUAGGUGCAUAAAUUUACCAUAUAGCAUAUAUUCCGCACAAAAAACAGCGGCAGACCCCUUCAUGUGUUGAGCAGAGAGGAGGGUGGCUUUAACUGGGGGGGGGGGGCUGCUGAAUUGGGCUUGGCUGUGCAUGCCAGGCGCAGAGCACCCAUAUAGAAUCAGCUCCCCCCACCCCAACAGUUAGAAUGGGAAGGGGGCCUGCUUGUUGGACUAGAUGACCCCCGGUGUCCCUUUCAAUUCCACAAUUCUAUGAUUCUGUGUGUGGGGAGACCAACUCGCUGCGAACAUUUCCUUCUCACCACUAGGUGGCAGCACAGCUCUCAGCAAGCCGGUUUGCCCAAAGCAUCACGGACCACUUGACUUUUCCUUCUUUUCAAAAUAAACCUCAGGAAGUUGUAUUAAAGACAGAAGGGAGGGGUGGAAAAAACAAAUAAGGGAAAUUUGUUCUUUUCUUAUAUAUAUAUAUAAAAGAACGACAACAUCCAAACAUGCGCGCCUGUGUAGCUAGCCGGUUGCUCCCUCAAUGGGCUUCCUUUUUGCACUUGUUUGUAUUAAAUCGAGAAUGAUUUAAACGGUGCUGGUUUAUAUAACGUGGCUUUGCUUUGGUGGCUCGGGGGAAGAAAUGGCCUUUUCCCUCAUCUGAAUUUCACCUGGUGUUUAUACUGACAGCCAAGGGAGAGGACUUUGGGCAAGUAAAUAAUAUUAAUAAAAAAGGGGACAGGC